AUGACAUCACCAGUUAUUGCAGACCGAUCCAUCGACCUAUUACGUCAUCGUUACGGGAGCAUGCCAGCUAUCAAUGGCCGUCAUUCCUUGGAGUUCUCGUCACGCAGGGGAUACGAGAGGACACAGUCAUUGGACAGGAACGAUAAAGAAUAUGAGGGAACUGCUACGGAUAAUGGCUUCUCGAGAAGUGAGAAGUUGAGGGGUACUGGCUCGGGUUCACUUGGUAUGUAUAGGUAUAUUUAGAGUUAGUUUUGGUAAAUACUUGAUAAGACGUUAAAUUAUUACUUAUUUCUUUACAUCAGGUAUCUUACCCACAGGUCAGAGUAGUGACGCAUCAAGUGAAACCUCGUCCCUCUCAGAUCAUCACAGGUCCACCUUAAGCUCGGUCCAGUCUUCUUCUCUGGCCUCACUGAUGGAGGGAAGUUACGUGCCAGCUUCGUCAUUUACAGAUCUUGGUAGUGACCAUUGGGGAAGUAUGGCAUCACUUAGGGAUGCUGGUGGAUCUCAGCGCUCAGGGUAGGGAUUCGUCUAUUUUGUGCAUCGCGCUUGGCAGAAUUUAUUAAUUGUUGAACGCUUUUUGUUAUUAAUGAAAAUUUCGUGCGAUCAGAACCAAACUAAAUACACCCUUCAGGGGCUGGUUGUUCAAAGGUGGGUUAGCGCUAACCCUGGGUUAAAAUUUAACCUGCUGUUUUAGUUUAUGUAUUUCUGCACGUCUGUUUAUUUCAAAUCUUCAGAGAUGUACACUUCUAUCGAUCCAGACAAGAUCUCUGAAGAAAUAUUUUCAAAUUUACAGACAAGCUGUCGGGAAGUUUGCUUUGAAUUUUAGGUUAACCUAGGAUUAAGAUGACCUAGCUUUGAACAACCGGUCCCUGGAAAGUACUCAGUGAGCUCCAUAUAUAUAUAUAUAUAUAUAUAUAUAUAUCUGGAGUGAGAACUCGAGUCCAAAAACUGAAGCCAGUUUAGUGUUAACCGCACAGACAAAAACAAUAGCGACCUUAAGCAUGUAGGAUGGGAACGCGACGGCGACGGUAAACAAACUCGUUGAACCAAAUGAUUGCAGCAGAAAACCUGUCGUCUAUUAUCCAGCGUAUGAAAAUAAUACAGUUUAAGGAUCAAAAUGAACACAGGGUUUAUGACUGAGAAAAGUUCUAGGACCCGAUUUAAAAUAGCAGUUGUCCCAGCUUGAAAUGUAAGCGUUGUAUAUACAAGACGUGAUAAUCUGCAUUUCGCCGUUGUAAAACAGAGCUACGGCGACGUCUAAAACGUCUGUGGAUUUUAAUUGUCAAUUUCUGCUCAUUUUCUUGCAUUAAUAUGUUAUUAUUAGCUGUUUUCGUUGCACUUUCGUUCUGCUUUUUGAAGUUCUUAAUAACGGUAGUUAGUUAUAAUAAAAAACUGUAAAAUUUAAGGCGCUUUCUUGACACGUCCCCGCACUAGUUUAAGCUUUGCUUAAGUUCGCUAAUAGAAAGGGACUGGAACUGACGUCCAAUACUCCUUCAAUUUCCGCCAUCUUGGCAAGGGGUGUGUUGAAAUUUCGUAUUUCGUACAUCGAUUUAAAGAAUAACACUAUGAACUAAUAACUUGUUUAGCGACACGGUCCUAUUAAAACUGUUCACGACCUUCAGAGCUAUUGGACGUCAAUGGCCGCCAUUUUGGCUUCACUUUUCUCAUAGGCCGAAUGACUGAAGUUCAUGCUCCAGAUAUAUAUAGAGUGCUCAUUGAAAGUACUGUUAGCUGUGGCCACUGAACGUACAGAGUAUGGACACUUGUUUUCGUGUACGAGACAUUGGCAUAUAACCCUUUAUCACAUGUCACUUGUAACAAGAUAAAGGGCUGUAAACCAAUAGAGACCUUACGAUGUAGGACAGUAACGCAACGACAACGACCAGAUUAAAAUCAUUCAAAUAAACGAUUGUAAAGAAAGUUUGUAGACUAUUAUUGAUCAUAUCAAUCUAAUACUGUUUGGUUAGCCUGAAAUAGUGGCCGUUAUUGUCGAGAAAGUUCUACUGUAGUACUGAGCUAAUUUGCUGAGUAUCACUUCUCGCGUCUUGAAAUGGGGACGUUUUAUCCAAGACGUAAAAGUCUGUGGUUUCUUGUUGUAAACAGACCUUGGACGACGUCUUAAACUCCCGUGGGAUAUUAAUUAUUCAUUUUUUUCUUAAAUAUUAUCAAUCUCAUUGUAUGAAUAGCCGUUGUCGUCGCGUUACUGUCCCACAUCGUAAGGUCUCUAAUAUGUCAAUCGCGAAAACGAGACUAUAUAGCCAAGAAUGAGCAAUUUUCGGAAUGACGUAUUGAGUUGGACUAAAUUGAACAAAACUACUUUGUGUAGAGAAUGGCACCAUUCAUCCAUUGGCGACUUGAGAUCAAUGUCACAAUUGACCAAUCACGAUCGAGGAGGCGUGAGAAACGGGUUCGCAGAUACGAAACCGCAAUGGCCAAGCAAUGGAGGUCAGCGGAAAUACCGUUCAGAGCAGAACCUGGUAUCACCUGAUUCGACAGACGGCGGGAAAAAUGCGAAAAAGAUUCCUAAAGCGAAAUUGAGGGUAAUACAUGAUGUUAGCUGGUCGCAGGAUUUCUUUUGAACCUUUUUAAUUCAGUAUGUCAGCGGAAAAAAUUUUUGUCCGUUUGAAAUUUUCUAAGUUGAAAUUUUCUAUGUCAAACUUUGAGCUAUGCAGUCUGUGAGUCAGGGCAGGAAAAAAUCAUUUUCUUCCUAGGAGCACAACCUGGAGACAAAAAUUGCAUGGGCAUAAAAAUAUAGUGUUCUAGCUGACCAGGUUUUAAAUUCAAGGAAUAAUGUCUGUCAACCAUAUGUUGUUGCGUCCAUAGUGGGACAUGGCUGUUAAGGAUUCCUUCAAAUUAUCAAUAGCAAAUCUUCAUUCAAACGAAUUUCCUGCAGCUGUUUAACAUUUCCUGCAUUCGCCUGUUUUUUCCACCCGUGCUCUGAGUGUCCACUAGUUUGUCUUAUUAUUAUUAACCUUGAUUUAGAAAUUCUUCGGUCCUGAAUUUGUGCAAGUGUUACAAGAUCCUAAUCAAUCAUUGGUCAAUAUAACACCGGUGAGUGACGCCAUAAUUUCACACAAUAGUCCCGUAGAGCACAGUUCCAUUCUUGGCGGAUUGUGCUGUUGUCGGAUUAUAAUUUCAACUCAGUCGCAUAUAGGAAGAGUUCUCCAAGUUUGACUCCACCAAACACCACAGGUUUUCUCUCAGUACUCCUGCUUUCUAAGUAGGGACAGUGGACCAGUAAAGGGCAGAAUAUAACUGUUAGACUUAUCCAACAGUUUCCUCCUGUUGUAACACUUGGUCAGUAAGAUAUGAUCCUUACUGGACCUCUAGGAAGAACAGUUUAGAACUGAUAGAGCUAUUUAGUAUAAAUAAAAUUAGUUUAGUUUAGGUUUCCUCCUGUAGUAACACUGGAUUAAGAAGAGAUGAUUCUUACUGGACCUCUAGGAAGAACAGUUUAGAACUGAUAGAGCUAUUUAGUAUAAAUAAAAUUAGUUUAGUUCAGGUUUCCUCCUGUAGUAACACUGGAUCAAUAAGAGAUGGCCCUUACUGGACCUCUAGGAAGAACAGUUCAUAACUGAUAGAGCUAUCCAGUAUGAAUAAAGUUAGUUUAGUUUAGGUUUCCUCUUAUAGUAACACUGGAUCAAUAAGAGAUGAUUCUUACUGGACCUCUAGGAAGAACAGUUUAGAACUGAUAGAGCUACUUAGUAUAAAUAAAAUUAGUUUAGUUUAGGUGUCCUCCUGUGGUAGCACUGGAUCAAUUAGAGAUGAUCCUUACAAUACUAGACCGCUAGGAAGAACUAUUUAGAACUGAUAGAGCUAUCAUUUUAACUUUUAAGCAUUUGUUGUUUUGUUCACACGCAGAAAAAGAAAGCAGAGAAACAAGUUUCAGGACGUCGAAUGGUGACUGUGGUCAUGCUAAAUGAACAAAGACUGGAAGUGGCUGUUGAGGUUUGGAAACAAGUUAUUGCUUCAUGUAUAUGAGGCUUAUUUAAUAUGUGGCAUAUUUAUGACAUUUAUUCCGCCAUUUUUGUGUUCAUUACUUUUUAUUUAUAUUCACCAAUUGCAAUGCUAUGAACACAGGCAUUUUCUUUUCAUAGAGCUCAACAAAAGUGCAAGAGCUUUUCACUCAAAUCACAAAAUAUAUUGGCAUCACAGAAAAGAUCUAUUUUGGCCUCACCAGAAUUGAAGGUACCGCCCUUCGAUGGGAAGUUAUGAAUGAUAAACUAUUCCUGUGAUUUCUUGCACAAUGCUAACUGCAGGGGCAAGUUAACGCUGACAGUUGAUUUUCUUAUUUUAGAUGAGGAGCAUUUGUUUUUGGAUUUCGACACGAAACUUUCCAAGUAUGCGCCAGCAGGCUGGAAAGAACAAGUAUGUUUGUUGAGCUUGUUAUAUGAGAACUGUCAUUUCUAACCAUGAAUUUUAAAUUUUUUCAAUAUUUUUAAACUUAUUGGCCGCUCAACAGGUGCUACUCUUCAAAACUGAGGUGUGAACACACAUAUGGCUAUGGAAGCAAGAAUAUUAAACUAUCGCCCGUAUUCUAAAAGCUCACUCGCACUCACACUCAAUGAGUGGAAGUUCAAUGUGAGCUUCCCCCGAGUGCCAUUGCUGUUUUUGAAUAGCUGGAGGGCUGGUGUCAUACCUUACUAUGCGACUACUCACCCUCCAGCUAUUCAAAAACAGCAUUGACACUCAAGAGAAGCUCAGAUUGAACCUCCACUCAGUGAGUGUGAGUGAGCUUUUAGAAUACAGGCGUUUAUCUCCUAGUUCUGUUCAUUUCCCACCAGAGACAAGAGUAUACUACAUAUAAUGAAAAGAGUUUUUUUCUCACUCUGAUAACUGCAGGUUGACACCAUCUGCUGCACGAUAUAGUUCUUAAUGAAACCACAUAUUAUCUGCACUUUUAAUUUUCUUUUUAAAUUUUUUUUCAGUCGAAAAAGUUCACGGGAAAAUAUGUGCUGUAUUUCAGAGUGAAAUUUUAUGUGGAAAAUUUGGCUUUGUUUAGGUAAGUCGCGGAUAUAAAACUAGAUACAUUAAAACGGGCAUGUUUUUCACUGCUUCUGUAUUUGUUUGUAUCUGUAGACACGUAAAAAUCUCACAACUUGUCAACAAUUAAGAGUGUUGAAGCGCAACAGACUUGCAGCAAGCUUGUGAACAAGUUGUAACAAUGCUGUUGUUUUAUCAAGUUGCUACAAGUUGCGCUGUCGGGCAUGUUUCCGAAAUGUGACGUUCACGUUUUUCUUAUUUAGACAUCACGAGACCAGCCAUCAACUGUACCUGCAGUUACGUAGUGACGUCAUCAAUGAUCACGUGUACAGUGAUGUCGACCCAGUCCUAAAUCUGGCUUCACUCGCCCUGCAGGCCGAGUACGGAGAUUACAACAAGAAGCGGUUUGGUGAAAAUUAUUUUAAACCAAAACAUUAUUUACCACACCGUGUAAGUAGUUAGUUUUAUGUACACGUGGAUAAAUCUAUCAGUUCUAAACUGUUCUCCCCAGAGUUCCAGUAAGGAUACAUAAACUAAACUAAAUUUAUUUAUACUGGGUAGCUCUAUCAGUUCUAAACUGUUCUUCCUAGAGGUCCAGUAAGAGUCAUCCGUUAUUGUUCCAGUGUUACUACAGGAGGAAACCUAAACUAAACUAACUUUAUUUAUACUAGAUGACUCUAUCAGUUCUAAACUGUUCUUUCUAGAGGUCCAGUGAGGAUCAUCUCUUAUUGAUCCAGUGUUACUACCGGAGGAAACCUAAACUAAACUAACUUUAUUUAUACUGGAUAGCUCUAUCAGUUCUAAACUGUUCUUCCUAGAGGUCCAGUAAGGAUCAUCUCUUAUUGAUUCAGUGUUACUACAGGAGGAAACUUAAACUAAACUAACUUUAUUUAUACUGGAUGACUCUAUCAGUUCUAAACUGUUCCUCCUAGAGGUCCAGUAAGGAUCUUCUCUUGUUGAUCCAGUGUUACUACAGGAGGAAACCUAAACUAAACUAACUUUAUUCAUGCUGGAUAGAUUUGUCUCUAUCAAUUGCAGUAGUAACACCUGCUCAUCGCUAAAAAAAGGUUGUUUAGUUUAAAGUUCAAGAUCUAUUUACGUAUCUAAAAAAAGUUUUCUAAUUCUCAGAUUUUGGUGAAAUUGAGCGAAGACCACGUUUCCCAAAAACUCCGAGCUCUGCACAAAGUUCAAUGUGGCUUGAGUCAAGAGGAAGCUGAAGUGAAAUUUAUCAAAGAAUCACAAAAGUUAGCGGAAUAUGGCAUGCAUUUGCACAAAGCGCAAUGGGUAAGGAUUUUAUAAAAUAGCAUGUUUUUAUUAAAUAUUUCCAUAUGGUUAUUGGUGGGUUCCAGGACAGCAGAUGCUGGUCAAUUUUAGAGAUGUUGAGACUUACGGGAGACAGAAAAUUAAACUACAACUCUCAAUUUCAUUUACUUGGCCACUUGUACUCCAGACGAAGGGCCUUCGCACGAAACGUCGAAAUUCUCCUUAUAUGUUUCAGGUAGUGCAUUAUAAGAUCUGCAGUAUUGUGCUUAAGAGGAUCUAGAACAAUUAAGCAAGAAGUGAACUAUGACAUCGACAACAUUGAAAUACUUAACGAAAUCGGAAGUAUUGUUUAGACUUUUAGUGAUAACAAUGUAGUUUAACCAGUAGUUCAGGUCGUGUUUUUAUGAACAGAUAAACAAAAACAAUUUAUGUCGUGGACAAAUACUAACUCUUAAAGAAUUUUUUAUCCUUUUUAAUGUAGUAUACAACAACAUUAUUAAAUAAAGUUCUCCCUACCAACGAAAGCUUGUUCAUUUGAUUGGCACACUACCGACACUGACACAGCCAGUUUAAGAUUAUAUCACUACAUAUGCAAGGCUAUUCUAUAAAAUGAGAAGAAUUUAAUAUAAUUUUCUGCACGAUAGUACUUCGUGACACUCUUGUUGAACGAUACGGACAUAUGAUUCAUGUAUAAAAUAUUCUGAUUGUUUUAUUAUAGAGUAAAAAAGAAAAUCAAUUAAUCUAUAUUGGUGUUUGUGUACGUGGUGUUACAAUAUUUGAAGUAAGUCGAAACUAAACCAACUUUCUACUGAAUGCAUUUAGAUAAGACUGUUCUAGGUAAACGAAGCUGCACCACAGAAUAGAAACAAACAGAAGAUCGACUUCUUGGUUUUUCCUAUGAUUUUGGCGUUGACCGUAAUUCGUCAUCAAAAUGCUGACGCCAUGGUCCUAGCCAGUGUGCUUAUGAGAGGCAUUCACCCCUAGAGAUUAUAAAUAACACUAGAGGAGGCAUUGUAAUCUUAAUUCAGUAAAAAAAAGGGAACGCGACUAUUGGGAAUUCAAGUCCGGGAUGUGUAUUCGUGUUCCCAUUGGUGACGAGUUUCAAAUCAGCCAAUGAGAGUACGAUUUUAUAUCCGGGACUUGAAUUUGCCCCCCAUUAGCUGCGUUCCCAAUUUUUAAACUCGAUGCCUCCUCUCGUGUUAUUUAUAAUCUCUAUGCAUUCACCCCCCUGAUAAUAUUCAAAAUGGCGGACGUCCAGGGCGUGAAUGCCUCUCAUAAGCGCACUGACUAGGACCAUGGCGUCAGCAUUUUGAUGACGAAUCAUUGCAAAUCAUGGCGUGGCAGAGGUUACGCUUUUUUGGCUUAGUCGUUCAUCUGUGUGUCUUUAUUCUGUGGCUUCACUUUAGCAAUUCUAAGUUGUUCUUCCUUCAAUAACAGUCAUCGUAUGUUGGUCCAGUAGUACUGGAAACGUGUCGAGUUUUGCAGAGUCAAACUGAAAGCAUUCUUUUCACCUGUGACUGAGGUGAAAUUAUAAUCAGACAACAGCAUAUUGCAGGAAUAGACCUUUCCCCUUAUGAGUGAAAUUUUGAUCUAGACAAGCCUGGACAAAAAUUUCAUCACAGCUUGAAAGAGCAUCACAAAAUUAGUAAUAUUCCGAAGUUUCGUUGCGAAAUGUUGUAGAAUGCGGAUAAUACUUGCGAAGUUUGCCGUUUUUCAGUCAUUUUGUAUUACAAAUGGGAAAUUGAUAAUCAGUUUGAUCAUCUGAUCAAUCAAUUUCCCGUUUGUAAUGCAAAAUGACUGAAAAACGGCAAACUUCGCAAGGCUAUAUAUUAUCCGCAUUUUACAAUAUUUCGCAACGAAACUUGGGAAUAUUACUAAUUUUGUGAUGCUCUUUCAAGCUGUGAUGAAAUUUUUUUCCAGACUUGUUUAGAUCAAAAUUUCACUCAUAAGGGGAAAGGUCCAUUGAACCGUGGUCACAAAGAUGAAAGACGCAUGCACUAACCGCUUUGCAACAAACACCAUACAGACAAAUAUGUUCUUAGAUAUUUUGAAAUUAAAAUAAUUGAUUAAGAGGAGAUAUUUUUGUAUGUUACGUAACACGCGCUCAAAACUAAUGCGUAUAAUAUAUCACUUGAGGUUAUGACUAAAUUCAAAAUUUUUAUUUUUCGAUACGUUUCUCAAUUGGCAAACAAACUUAAAAAGUAUGUUUAGUGCUUUAUCUGUAAAAUAAUGCUAAAAUGAAGAGAUUUUAGAUGAUACGCCAAAGAGAAAAUGAUGUCUGAAGUUCAGUAAGUUUUGCUUAUAUGGCCGUAGAUAUGGCGUCAAUUUUAAAGCAUCGUUGACAAUUUUUAACUAUAUUUUAUGUUUCUAAACCGGCAGAUGCAUUUAAAAAGGUAGCUAACUCUAUAAACUAGAGAAGAAAGCUAAAACAAAGUAAUUUUGAGAGGAACGCCAAAACGAUUUUAGGUUUUGAACACUUUUCAUUGCGAAUACGUGACAUUGAAAAAAAUUGCCUCUUAACAAUAAAGUUUAAUUUUUUAUUAGCUUAAACAAAACAAGAGGAAACCGCUGGAGAGACACUCAUGGUCGGCAAUAAAAAAGCUAGCAUUUAAGGUAAUAGUAUAGCAAAAGUAUUUUUGUAAACAUUAGACCGUGAACUGUCCCUCCUUAUAGUAAACAUUAUAUGUACUUAAAUACAGCUAAAGUUGAAGGGGCUGUGAAUUUACUUCUGUGUAACCCAUCCUGCCAAUAUGUCUUGUGAAAGAAUCUUCAUUUCUGUUUUUCUUCUUUUAGAAAAAGAAAUUUUAUAUUGAGCCUCGCAAAGAAAGUGGAAGCAAACAGAAUAGACUCACGUUUCUUAGCUCAUCUUAUAAAAGGUAAACUAAACUAACUUUAUUCGUACUGGGUAGCUCUAUCAGUUCUAAACUGUUCUCCCUAGAGGUCUCGUAAGGAUCAUCUGUUAUUGAUCCAGUGUUACUACAGGAGGAAACCUAAACUAAACUAACCUUAUUUAUCUGGAUAGCUCUAUCAGUUCUAAACUGUUCUUCCUAGAGGUCCCGUAAGGAUCAUCUCUUAUUGAUCCAGUGUUACUACAGGAGGAACCAGUGUAGAGCCAUCCAGUAUAAAAAAUGAAUUUAAUUUAUUUUAUUUGUUUUAUCUUCUUUUGAAGGUCAAAGUAUUUGCUGUAUUUGUGUACGUCAUUUCAUCGUUUUCAAAUGAGAAUGAAAGUUCGUCUGUUGGCCAUGGAGGAGUCAUCUACAGGUUAGAUUAAAAAGCCUCCGUAUAUUCAGAGUUGUAGCCUUUCCUGUCGGGGGGAUGGCAGGGUACGAUCAUUCAAGAUUUCUAGUCGUACCUGACUGGUACGCCAAUGGUUGUUGCCGCGUACUUGCGCUAGAACAAACUCAAUGCUGAAUGUGUACUUAGUCAACGAGAUAGCAAACGGAGUUUUGCUAUUUGAAAAGGGAGUUUUGCUAUUUGAAAAGGGAGUUUUGUUAUUUGAAAAGGGAGUUUUGCUAUUUGAAAAAGGAGUGUUGCUACUUGAAAAGGGGUUUUGCUAUUUGAAAAGGGACUUUUGCUAUUUGAAAAGGGACUUUUGCUAUUUGAAAAGGGAGUUUUGCUAUUUGAAAAAGGAGUGUUGCUACUUGAAAAGGGGUUUUGCUAUUUGAAAAGGGAGUUUUGCUAUUUGAAAAGGGACUUUUGCUAUUUGAAAAGGAACUUUUGCUACUGAAAAGGGAGUUUGGCUACUUGAAAAGGGUGUUUUGCUAUUUAAAAAGGGUGUUUUGCUAUUUGAAAACGGAGUUUUGCUAUUUGAAAAUGGAGUUUUGCUAUUUGAAAACGGAGUUUUGCUCUUUGAAACGGGAGUUUUGCUAUUUGAAAAGGGAGUUUUACUAUUUGGAAAGGGAGUUUUGCUAUUUGAAAAGGGUGUUUUGCUAUUUCAAACAACCGACUCCAACGUUUCUUAGCGCCAUCAGUGCAAUCAUGUUUCAUGCCAAGACAUCUCAGACUCAUGAUAUAGCAACUAAAUUACGCUAUUGAAUACCUUGGACUUGGAAAGGUCAUGUGGUAUCAUCAAAAAAUAAAUACGCAGAUAGCAAGAGUUCCACGUACCUACGUGGUACGUGGCUGAAAACAAAGAAGUACCAGACAGUAAUAUUGGCGUACUUCCGGUACGUAAGUUUAGUGGAUCAAUGACCGUUAUGCGUUCUUUUAAAAAAAAUCCAUAUCUUCAACAGUUGCAGAAGAGAAAGAGCGAAGAUCCUUAGGGCCUGGUUACGAGUCAGGUAACUCAAGACCUCAUCUGAAUGGCGAUGGCGGGAAAUUUCUGAAUGGUAAUGAAGAUGACGUAGAUAGCAGCUUCGAGUCACGUGAGCCCAGCAGAGCUUCGUCAGCUAACGGAGAUAAUAUGAUUGGUCAGAAUAUGACUGCCAGCACUCCGGACGGAAGGGAGGCACUUCCUUAUGUAUUGAGUAAGAUUUUGCUUCUUUUGUGCAUAUUUAUUUCGGUAUUGUUGUAGUGGACUGGAACACAGGCUAGACUAUACUCGAAUGUCUUCAGUACGAUGCUUUUUGUCUCUAGUGCAUACAUUUUUCUAAUACAGACUUUCAUUUUUCUCUCGUAGAUUCAACGCCUCCUUCACCCUCGGGAAAUUCAGACAAAACUCCAUCUCCCAGAGGUAAUAUGUUUUGGAUUUUUGAACUGGAUAGCUCUAUCGAUAUCUUCCUUGAGGUCCAGUAAGGAUCAACUCUUAUUGAUCCAAUGUUACUACAGGAGGAAACUUGCACUAAACUGGAUACUUCUAUCAUCUACUUGCGAAUUAUUGGGUUUUUUUUUCAAUUUUAGCCAAUCAGAAAAAGACAGCUGAGAUCAUUAUGUCUCCUGAUCGAAAAGUCAAGGCAAUUAAAUUAAAGAAAGAUGCAAGAGGAGCAUUAGGUAUAAUAAUCAUUAUAAUGACAGAGCAUGUGGUUGACUUGGCAAGGAAUGGUAAAGCAAAUAGGCUAUCGAGUCGGUGAAAAUGGGCAAUUCGUUUUCCCCAUAUAUACUGUUCAAAUCCUCCUAUAUAAUGUAUGGUUCACUUGAUAUAUGCCAUGCAGUUUAGUUUAUUCGUUUCUCCUUCCGAAGACUUUUUUUGUUUGUUUAUUCGUUUUUUUCUCACAAUAUCAAAAACAAAUCCUGGGAACUUUAAAAAUUCUGGCACACCGCGGUCCAAUAAUGUUUUCCAGCCCUAGGUAACGUAUCUUAAACUGUUUAUACUCCAGGUCUUACUGUGGUGGGUGGUGAAGAUACUGCAAGACUUCAUUUUGGUAUUUUUAUCAAGAAAAUUUCCCCUGGCAGCGUUGCGCACGAAGACGGAAGAUUGCAACUUGGUGAGUUCUCUAUACGUGUUGUUAUUGAUGGCUUUCAGCAAACGUUAAGGCGUAGACAACGUAGGCACAGAAUAGAGACAUACAGAAGAUGGACUUCUUGGUUUCUCCCGGUUACACUUUUUUGGCUGAGUCGACCUUCUUUGUGUCUUUAUUCUGUGACGUAGAUGAGUUGUGUGUUUGAUAUAGACAGUACAACUCAAGUUGUAAGCAGGUUGCAUGCGACAGUUUGAGGCAAAAGUUUUGUAGUGUAGAUCUGCCUUUACAGGCUAGCAGUUGGUGGUCAACGUUUGGAAGUGUUGUUGGUAGCCGCAGGAGCGUGGAAAUAAAACUACAUCUCUUAAUUGUAUCAUUUGACUACUACAUAUAAUGUAAAGAAAUAACAGUCAGGUCUGCAAGUUCACUCUGAGGUCUGCAAGUUGACGUUCAUCUACGGCACGAUAGUGCUUUGUGAAACAUUAACAAGCUUAAGCUUUCGUUGGUAGAGAUGCAACUACCUGCAAAAAUGUGAGAAGAAUUUAGAAAUUCUCCUUAUAUUUUUCAGGUAGUUUAUCCCUACCAACGAAAGCUUGUUCAUGAUAUUGCCACUACCUACACUGACACAGACAGUUCAAGAUUAGACCUUCGUGAAACAUAUGUAUACAUUUCAGAACCAUUCUCAGAGAUACGAAAAACCAGUUUCAUAUUAUUCUGACACUGCAAUCGACCAACGAAAAAUUCGUUGGCUCGAGCGGGAUUUGAACUCGCAUCUUCGGGUAUCCAGACCGCCGCUCUGCCCAUUAAGCUAUCAAGUCAACGGGGAUUGGUAGCGAGUCUUAUCCAAUUUAAGUGCACGAAAUAUUUUCGUGACGACUUAACGCUUGUCUUAGAGGACGCGCAGUGUUUCAAUUCUAUUUUUAGAACCAUCCUCAGCGAUACGAAAAACCAGUUUCAUAUUAUUCUGACACUGCAAUCGACCAACGAAGAAUUCGUUGGCUCGAGCGGGAUUUAAAUAUGAUACAUUUCCAUUUUGUUUCUUUCUCCCUCCCUCCCUCCCUCAUCCCUAACUGUUUGAAUUUUCAAUUUUUCAUUCAGGCGACCGUAUUCUGGCUGUGAAUGGCAAAAGCUUGGAGUAUGUCAGUCAUGAUGAGGCAGUGCAGGCGUUGAAGAACACUCCAGUUAAUGUCGAGCUCUUGGUUUCACAGAGUACACGAACUGAUAGCGACAUAGGUAAGGAGGCCACUGGAUGAAUGGGGGUCCACCUCUCUCCCAUUUGUUACCAAGGUAACCAAGAUUUUAAAUUGGACUUCUUGCUUUGCAGACAUGUCAGUUUUGUACAGUCCUGCCGCUGACAAAACGCAACGCCCGUCUUCCGAGCGCGGUCAUCGAAUGUCUCCAUAUCUCCUCGAGGGUCAGACACUACCUGGAAAUAUGAACAGUAACCAUGGCGACGAUGACAUCAGUAUUACAAACGUCAGCAGGGACCUCGAAUCGGCUUACACCAAAGACAUGGUCAACCCGCAAGGAAAGAACAGCCCUCAAAUCUCGCGCCCGAUUUCAGGGAGUAGCUCGCCCUUGUCUUAUCCAAGUUCUCCGGAACAGGGCACCCGUAGAAGUCAUCAUGGUGGCGUCAAAUUGCCCGGGAUGACCGACGGUCGAGUUGAGAAUGUUAAACUCACAAGGUAAAGACACAGUUCUGCCAAGGCAAUGUACACGCCGAGUACCCCCAGCCCUGAGGCCUUGCCUUACUUACCCCCUCCCCAACACACACAUAUAUAAAUACAGUUGUGGUUAGCUCUGUGCUUUGAGGGUGUUCCGGUUUUAAGCCUGGUUUCCAUAUGGUCGUAACGGUCGUAAAGAUUGAGUAACGAUCUUUCUCAUCAGCCGAAAUACAACAUUUUAGAACUGAAAAUACGCGGAGUGAUUAUAACUAGAGAAUACUUAUGAUUUAAAUGUGGUUCACAGGUAUAAACUAUUAUAAACUGACCGUUGAGAAAGAUCGUGACUCUAGUUUUACGAGCAUUACGACCAUAGAAUCCAGGUCUUAGUUGUCGAGCAUAUGUUUGAUGAGUCUCGGCUGAAUAUACUCUUCCAGAGAGUAAGUUACCUUGGCUAUAGAACCUCGUUUUAAUGAUUCAGACGUUUGGGUUUAAUUACGUCACAUACACGAUCAAAGGCCGCUGGGACCGACUCACGGAUAAGAUCAAAUGAAAGUGACAGAAAGAAUUAGAGCAGUUUGCAGUUGUUUUUGUAAACCGGGCACCGUGCGAAUUUUGCCAUUUCACCCAUUUGUCGUGCUUCUUUUGCCAAAUCAAAAGAACGAACGCGUGCUCCAGCCCGAUUUCCGGUUCUGAAAGGCCCAAUUCGCAGGCAAACAGUGCGCGCAAAGCAGGCUGGUCAUUUGCCAUUGUUUAAUUGCUCCACACUCACCUCACACUUAAAGCUGGAGUUACACGAGCAACAAAAUUGCUGCAACUUGCAACAAAAUCUGAUUUCAACGCAUGUUAAGUAGAAAUGUCGACACGUUUGCCUUGUGAUUUGUAAUUUAUGUGUAAACAUUUUCAAUUAACAUGCGUUGAAAUCAGAUUUUGUUGCAAGUUGCAGCAAUUUUGUUGCUUGUGUAACUCGUAGGUGUAACUCCAGCUCAAGUAAGUCAAAAACGAAACUCUAUAACCAAAGUACUUUCUGAAUGGGCGUAUUGGGCAACCACACGCUGUGUGAAUGACAUUAAAUAAAUUUUAUAAUUUAAUUUUACUAUAAAUGUCUUACUUCUCAGAACAUCGGUAACAUCUCAAGUCAGCCAGGAAAGUCCCGGAUCAAUUGCGUCAUUCGGUGAAAAAGUGAAUCGUCAGAAUUCGUUACCAGACUCCGAGGUACAAUUCCACGACCGGAAGUCACCUGCCGGAAGCGCGCUUAAUGAAGAGAGAUUGGUUCAGAGUCGUUCAGAUUCAGAGAAUAAUGUAUCCGUGGGUAUUUCUGAACCGGAAGUAGAAAAGUGGAGUAGCGAGGACGGUCUCGAACAACUUCCGGUUGGGGUAGUUAUGGAUAGAGAAGAACGGCGAGUGUCUGGAGAGGAAAGAGUACCGGUAAGUUGGGUUCUUUUGAAAUCGUCCGGUGUCCGUGGUUAAUGCCUGAACUGCUGUUGAGUUGUCAAAUCUAUGGAAAUUGGCUGAAAAUUGUAUUAUUGCAAUGUUUGCUCCAACUUAAAUCGAAGUACUGUUAUGAUUCAGCCUCUAUCAAAACGGGGGUUCAUUCAUUUCAAGCUCGUUUGUGGGUUGGGGGGGGGGGGUAGGAUUGGAGAAAGGUGCAUAAUAGAGGGGUGAUUAUUAGAUUGAGCCAUUUGACCUGAAACGCGGCAAAUAAGGAAGACAUAAAGCCUUCCCCGCUUCGUAUACAAAUUGCCCAUUUCAAUGUUUAUUUACUGUCGAGUAAUGUGCUAUUUUGGUUUCAUUGUCAUUUUAAUCAUUUCAUGCUCGAAUAUCAACAAACUGAAAUCUCUCAAGAGUAUAAACAAAAAUUGAAAUGGCACAAGCCAAGGAGGUCUGUUAACAGGAUUUUCGAUACAAAUUAAUUGUAUUUCUUUUGUAUUUCUUCAAGAGUAAUUUUACAGUGGAGCUGGAUAAAGUGUCUGGCAGUCUGGGAUUGAACGUCACGGUAAGAUUGUCUUUUUAUUUCACUUUUUUUAUUUAAGUCGUAAUUUUUUUUUUGUUCUGCAACGGGGUGUGUCUCCUGGGGGAUAAGUGGGUGCAUGGCAUGAUUAUAAGGCCAGUUUCAUUCAUCAAAUUUUAUUAACAAUCUGGGUACGAAACAUUACUAAAAAUACCCAAUAUUACAUUACAUAAUAAAUCUUAAUUUCCUUACUGUAAAAUUACUUUUUUGUCCAUGUAGCCAAUGUACUAUUUCAAUUUUGGCUUCUGGUGUCGCAGCUAAACAACGCUUGCGGUAUAAUAAGCUACUGUUUUUUACAUAAAUAUAAUGUUGCCUGAAAUUUCGUGGCAGUACAGUAACGUUGCAGGCCCUGCAGGAUGUGAGCAAAACCCUGCAUACAUGUAUAUCUGUUUAGUUACUGGUAAAUACAAACGUUCAACUUCAUCAUUCUCUGAGUAACUAAGAAUGUGAUAUGGCUCUGUUCCAGAAAUUGGUACCUUGCGUACCAGAAUUUCUAUAUUUGAUGUGGCAUUGUUAUACGCCACUGCUCGCACUUUGUCCUCGACCUUUAUCGCUCGUUUUAACUUCCCCUCUUUCGUGUAAACGAGCACAUGGCUUUGUGUUUUCAUGAUUAUUUCAUUCUGAUCAGUGACACAUUGCAAGGAAAUGUAGUUUCCUGAACGAUAAUUUGAAUUUUCCUCAAGUGGCAAGUGAGAUUUUAAAAUACCGUUGCUGUCGCAGACAUAAAUAUGAUCCUCACAGAUCAUAAUAUCGCCAUCGUUGUUUACCACACAAUCAAUGUGUCCCUCUGUGUCAGCAGCUUUAAGGAAGACUAACACACGUUCGUAUUGCUUAUUUCCACUGGAGUCGAAAACGAAGAGAACAUACUUGCCUUCAGAACCAGUGCCGCCAUAUUCAAAGAGUAUAAUAACGAAAACAUUAUCGUGACGAUCAAUGGCCAACGCUUUUACUUUUUGCUUGUUACCUUCAACGUUUUCUGUCGCUUGUCGAAUAUGACAAAACGUUUUCAUGUCGCCUGAUCUAUUGAAAAUAUGUAUACGUAUACGCUUGUCAGACAGGCAUGAAUUUAGAAACUGCCCUUUACUAUUUAUACAGUGUUUGCCGCAAUAUAUUUCGUGUGCAUUGACUUGAUUUUCUGGCGGUGUAAAUUUUUCGUUGCCAAAAAUUUCCUUCACAAUCUCAAUGUCGAGACAUAGCGGGUUGAUAGUUUCUCCGGUAGACAGGUGUAUUCUGGGCCAGUUUCUGACGUUAGGUAACUCACCAGAAAACUUCGCAACAAAUUCUGAUAUAGCAAAGUUCAAAGAGAUUACAGAUUUCACGUUUUCUAAUCGUGAAUCUUUGUGGAAUCUUGACUUUAUCCCUCCUUUGAAAUAUGUGGAAAAUGUUUCCCCGAUUGCUGGCAGAUUAUGAAGCUCUUCCAAGAACAACAUGCAACAAGCGGCCGCUGCUUUUGUAUCUUGAAGACAUUCCAAAAUCUUCGAGGCGACACGUAGUUUUGUCGCCAUGAUUCUAUCCGGCAAACUCAAGGCUUUGUUACAGAAUGCUUCUGUUGCUUUGUCGAGUGCAGUUUUGAAACGUUCUUUUGCAGAAUCAAGUCGAGCACUUGAUGUGUUGUUUAGCUUUUGAAUGGCGUGUAAAAGUGCGAUGACUUCGUUCAGAACUCCAGACUCGCUUCCGUUUCUUAUGGUUGCUGCUGUUGUUUGACUUCCGUCAUUUUGGUCACCGUUUGUGUCGUCUUUACUUGUCUGUUCGUCUUUUACUUCACCGAGUGCUUCAUUGAGUGAAACUACACCCUCUUUUAGAAAGCAAUAACUUGCGAGUGAAUCUUUUCGCGAGAGUCCAGUGAGUUUUGUCUUGAUAUCGUUCAGGUCUUCGUUGAUGAAAUCUCGCAAUUUCUCAUCCGUGAUAUCGCCGUCCUCGAGCUUAUUAGCUGCUGUUGAACGAGCUUUAUUCAACACUAAACCCAAAACAGAGCUUAUAAUACUCGCAAUCACAGAUAACAUACUUGAAAGUAUAAUGCUUGUAGAACUGUAGAAACUGAGUAUUUAUGCCACUGAAGUUUAGAUUAUAUAGCCAAACGUUUGUACAAUUAUAGGUAUAAUGGUAAUCUUACUGGGUUUUCCCCUACUGAGUUUUUUCCAUGGAAAAUUAAGCUUGUUUUCGAAACGUUGACUGCAUUUCUGUAGCUGAGCUAACCUGCGAUCAGGCCUAUAAAUAGCUGAGCAAGCUAGUAAACACUCUGCAUGAUCCUGAGCUAAAUGCUGAGUUAAGUGCAUGUAUAUCGAUAAUAGCUGGAUUACUUCAUUGUUUUUGCUUGAAACAAUAAUGCUUUUAAAACACAUGUUAUUACUGAAUCUUAAAAAUGGCCCCGAAAACAACCUCAUACUUAAGACGUAUUUUACUCGGUCGAUAGCGAAAUAUUUGAUGGUGAGCAAAGGGCCUAGAACCCUGGGGUCGGUUGUUUAAAAGCUGGUUAGCUUAAUCCUAGGUUAACACAAAUUUCAUAGCAAUCUUCCCAACAGUCUGUUUAGAAACAUAAUUAAGGUAGUUUUCCACAAUUCAUGUCUGGAUCAAUAGAAUUUUUAUUUUAGAAGUUUUGAAAUAAACAAAAGUGCAAAUGCACCAAAAAAAACAGCGGGUUAAAUUUUAACGAAGGGUUAGCGCUAACCCAGCUGCGUAACUCGGCAAGCUAGCGAACACUCUGCAUGACCGUACACCCCACUGCGAACUAAACGCUGAGUUAAGCAUGUAUUAUAAUAGAUAAUAGCUGGAUUGUGUUUGCUUGAAAUAACUACCAUGUAAUGCUUUUAAAACAUAUUAUUGCUGAAUUACAACAGUCCCCCAAAAAACAACCUCAUACUUAGAGCCAUAUAGUAUCACUCGGUCGAUUGCGAAAAGUGAACUGAUGAUGAGCUCCUGGAUCUAGCUAGGUAAUUGUUCAUGACAUAAUGGUUUAUUAAAAUCUCACUCGUAUUUUCCCAGGACUGAACUACUUCCAAGCGAUUUCAUGCAUGGCUGUUUCUUAAACUUCAAAGCCAUUUCCUUUAAAAAGGAUAGCUUAUAAGAAGCUUUAAAUGGAUAUAAAUGAUUACUGUUAGUUAUAACUAUCAUUUUAUAAAACUCUUACGAACAGCUUAGAACUGACUUGAAUUCGUGCUGACAAAUCACAUUCUAAAUCUCCUGUUGAGGCCAUUAGUACCUGAACAGCAUGAUUACGUUGCAUUCAUAACAAAAGGGAAUCCAGUUGCUGCAUAUAAUAUUCUUCAUUUUUAUCCUUCAUUAUAUUGGAUAUAUUUCUGGGUCGUUUGAAAAAAAGCUAUCCUGUGUAGUGUAUAAACACCUGUUAAUUUUGUGCUACAAAACGCACAUCCAAGUAAAAUAUUAAGUUUCCAUGGUGCGACAGCGACGAAGUUAAAUGAUACUAUAGUAUACUAAUUAACAAUUAUUCGCCGAAGGCGAGGUGAUUAUCGGUGAAUAAAAACCGAGACGAAGUCGAGGUUUUUAUUCACGAUAAUCACCGAGCCUGAGGUGAAUAAUUGUUUUAGUAUAAUUUCAUAGGUGAUUAUUUGGAAAAAAAUAAAAAAUACACAUUUCUUUGUCAUUUAAUUGACAAAACGGCUUCGGCCGCCAUUUUGAAAAUCGCUUAGGUGAUUAUCGCGUAAUAAUCACCUCAACGGCAACCAAUCAGCGUGGAGAAUUUUCAAUAAUCACCUAUGUAAUUAUACUAACAAAAAUUAAAAGCUGUUUGUAUCAACUUAAACUGCACAUAAAAGAUACCUUAAUUCCAUGUUGAAAAUAGGUCCGAUAUAUAACCUGGCCGAUAUGGAACCCUACCACUUUGAGAAGCAAAGCAGUGUUUCUUCCCUUUACAAAGACUAAUCCGAGCAUAAUGUAAACUAUUCAAUACAGUGUAGACAAAGUCUGAACGUUUCGUAUUUUUUAGGGAGGCGUAAACACAAGCACCACAGAUGGAGGAAUAUUUGUCAAGUCACUGUACCCCAAUGGACCAGCUGAUCUGGAUGGAUGCAUUCAAGUUGGACAUAAAAUUCUUUCAGUAAAUGGCAUCAGUUUGCAAGGUGUCACACAUAAACAGGUAGGAUCCGCAACACACUGCGAUGUUUGAUAGAGUUGGGAGUUUUUUUUACAUGCGACUUGUAAAGUAUAACCAGACAGCCAAAUCUUGCAGACAUUGAACCUCGGUCAAAGAGGUGAAAGAAUAAGACCCAUCUCAUACUAAACCAACUUUUAGUAUACUACUAGAUUGCUUUAUUAGUUAUGAACAGUUCUUCAUAGAAAUCCAGUAAAGAGGAAACCAGAGUACCUAUACGGAAAACCUGCAGUGUUUGGUAGAGUCAAACAGGAAGUAAUAUUUCAAAUCCGACUAUGAGGACUGGACUAGAUUUCAAGUCCGCGCAAUUUGAUCAAAUCUGGGGCAAAGCUGAGGACUGGAUCAAAAUGCGAGGACUUGAAAUCUAGUCCAGUCCUCAUAGUCGGAUUUGAAAUAGUACAUCUCAUACGAAUAAAUAAAUCACUGCUUAAACGGAGAUGAAUUAAUUUUGAUCCAGUCCUAGGACUGAAUAAUUUUCUUCAUCAGGUAUCCAGUUUUAUCAUGUGAGCAAAAUAAAGCAAUAUGGUUGACUAAUUUACUCAUGAAUUAUUAAUGAUUUGAGAUACACUAUUUUCACAAGAGAUUGAGGUGAUAUUAAAGGAAAAAGUUAUUUCGCUGACCACAGAAUGACAUUUCGUCAAAACGUUUUUCUUCAAGAUUGGUUUAGAAACAAACUUGGAGUAGGGUUAGCUUAGGGUUAGAGUUAGCUUAGGGUUAGAGUUGGUGUUUGGAGUAGGGUUAAGUUAGGAUUAGAGUUGGUGUUUGGAAUAGCGUUAGUGUUAGUAAAAUCGUUGCUUUGUUACGUUUUGUCACUCUGAGGCCAGCGAAAUAACCUCUUCCGUGAAAUUAUGAGCAGACAACUGCAUAUGAUGUCACAGAAGUCCAUCCACUGGACCAUCACACCCAGCAAUGUUCAGCGUUAUCUUCGUCUUUUCUCUAGGCUGUUGAGACAAUCAAACGUGCCCCAGUGCACGCUGUUUUGGUGAUCGAAGGCUCCCCUGGAGAACCCGCUGACCAUACAGAUAAUGACUCACACGAUGAGGGAACUGUGUUCGAGGUGUUGUUGAUGAAAGGAAUCGGAGGUCUGGGAAUGAGUCUUGUCGGAGGAACUGAUUGCCGAGACGAAUAUGGAGGUAUACCUCUGAUCUCUGUUUUUUAAACUGAAUGGAAGGAGGCUUUGAAGGAUCCUUCAUAGGUUAAUUAUAUACUUUAAUUAAUUCAUAGGUUAAUUAUAUAGGUUUAUUAUUAAUUACAGACUAUACAGUUUAUAUAUAGAUCAGUGAUUUGACGGUUACUUCGUUUUUAGAUAAGCUCCGAAUAAAAGCGAUGUUCCCUGGUCAGCCAGCGGAGAACAGCGAGAAACUUCGUGUAGGCGACGUCAUUAUGGCUGCAAAUGGCGUACCUUUGGCGGGAAAAACCAGUCGUGACGCCAUCAACGUGUUGCGAGACCAGCCCACGCGUGUCGUGUUAACUGUCAAGCGUGAUCCGUCGUCCAUUCCUCCCAGUUUGCUGAGGCGCGGUAGCUUUAGCCAGAACUUCGACCCCAAUGAGGUCCUUUCGGCCAUUCACUCGAGACUCGACCGAGACGAUUCCCAUCAUUCCGCGCAUGAUAAUACGCCUGAGAACGAGGAAUCGUCCUCACGUGAGAUUCUCGAACCUCGUGAUGUUGACAUAAUGUCUCGGAAUGCUCACGUAAUGCCGCGUGAUGCUGACGAGCAAAAGAGUUCCAGUGCGAAAGGGAUUUUGCAGGAUAAACAUGAAUUACCUCAAGACACUGUUCGGACGUAUGAGGAUAAUUUUGGUCAUGAAGAUAGAUCUUUGGAUAAGGGUAGGACAAAAAUGGGUAGUGGACUGAAGAACGGGGAUAAUGGUAGAAUUUUGAAGGAUAAGAUUGGAUUAUCCCAAGACGAUUCUCAAAAAAAUUGGGGUAAUUAUGGCAAUGAGGAUACAUCACUGGAUAAUGGUAAGAUAAGCAGGAAUAACAGUGAACUAUUGGAGAAUGACUCAGGCUCACAAACCCCUACUAAACGUUUAUCGAACAACGGAAAUAUGACCUCGGAAAGUUAUCACCGGGGCUACGACCCUCGGACAGACACCGAAGAGAUGGUGGGACGUUCGCCAUUGGCAACUUCAGAUGAGAAAGAUAUCUUCCUAGAAUCUGAAUUCCAGGAGGGGCUCUCUUCCGAUAGUAUGUCCGACGAUCAAGUCAUCGAGGGUGGUGAUUUAAGUAGAAAGUUUAAAAGUAUGGCAGAUUCCACUCCUUUGGUGGAAGAAGAGAUUCCAUCUCCCCUGGAAAGUGUACUUGUUAACUCACAAACCGGAGGGGGUCUUCGUGAUGAAAGUGAAAUGAAGGGGAAGAGAAAGACGAGUGAUGUAAGGACGUUACCAAGUGAUAGACAAGAAAAGUUGGCUCCUCCAGAAGAGGUUUGUUUUAUUGAAAGAUUAAGACUGCUUUCUUUGAUCAUGACACUUCGAAGUAGCCUGAUAACAGACCUACGUUUCGCCCGCCCUAAAAUUCGCGGGUCGACGGAAAGGGUGAAUUUCAAAAUUUUCAAUUUAUUUCCAAACUUCAAGGGCCAGUUGUUCAAAGCUGGUUAACCUAAAAUUCGAAGCAAAAUUCCUGAAAGCGUGUCUAUAGAUUUCGAAAUAUUUCUUCAGAGAUCUUGUCAGGAUCGAUAGGAGUUUUCUUCUCUGACGUUUUGAGAGAAACAAACGUGCAGAAAUACACAAACUAAAACAGCAGGUUAAAUUUUAACCCAGGGUUAGCGCUCACCCACCUUUGAACAACCGGGCCAAGAGAAGAAAACUCCUAUCGAUCCAGACAAGAUCUCAGAAGAAAUAUUUCCAAAUUUAUAGACAAGCUGUCAGGAAGUUUGCUUUGAAUUUUAAAUUAACCUAGGGUUAAGCUAACCCAGCUUUGAACAACCGACCCCUGGAUAUUAUGUGUGUGUAUAACACUUUGUAUAUAGUAAAAUACUUAAACUGGGACUUUUGGGAAGCAGUGUGUUUCGUCGACUCUCGGCCGUCAGUGUUUUCCGUGGCUUUUCCCGGGAAUCAUUGUCAGUCUCUGGUGCACAAAACAUACUGUUUCCCUCGCUCUCGGUCAAGAAGUGUUCAAUACUAAAUUCUCUGUUUAACUUCAGGUUCUAGACAUUGUUCUUCAUAAAGGUUCCAGUGGACUGGGCUUUACCUUGGCAGGAGGGGCGGAUACCGUAGGGGGGUGUUUUGUCCGGGAAAUCAUCGGUGAUCCGGCAAGAUCUGACGGGAGACUGAGACCGAAAGAUCAGAUUGUUAUGGUUAGUAUAGUUUGCACUUUUCAAAUAAAACGCCUGCUGUGAAUGAAAGAAAUUUCAAUCUGUCAUUCAGUUCCUCUGAUCACUAAAUAUUAAUGUGAACAAGCUCUCGUUGGUAGAAAUGCAACUACCUGAAAACUAUAAGGAGAAUUUCGACGUUUCGAGCGAAGGCCCUAAUUCGUUUGGAGUUACUAGUCAAGUGCGACAUUCUCCUUAUAUUUUCAGGUAGUUGCAUCCCUAUCAACGAAAGCUUGUUAAGAGGCAAUUUUUUUCAAUGUCACGUAUUUGCAAUGAAAAGUGUUCAAAACCUAAAAUCUUUUUGGCGUUCCUCUCAAAAUUACUUUGUUUUAGCUUGAUUCUCUAGUUUAUAGAGUUAGCAACCUUUUUAAAUGCGUCUGCCGGUUUAGAAACAUAAAAUAAUAGUUAAAAAUUGUCAAUUAAAAUACAAUUAUUAAUGAUUCUUUAAAAUUGACGCCAUAUUUACAGCCAUAUAAGCAAAACUUACUGAACUUCAGGCAUCAUUUUCUCUUUGGCGUAUCAUCUAAAAUCUCUUCAUUUUAGUAUUAUUUUACAGAUAAAGCACUAAACAUACUUUUUAAGUUUGUUUGCCGAUUGAGAAACGUAUCGAAAAAUAAAAAUUUUGAAUUUAGUCAUAACCUCAAGUGGUAUAUUAUAUACGCAUUAGUUUUGAGCGCGUGUUACGUAACAUACAAAAAAUCUCCUCUUAAUACUUUUGACACUACCUACACUGGCAGAGACAGUUCAAGAUAAAUAUUAAUAUGUCAACAUCGAUAUUAUGAGAAAAUACACAAAACCGAGGCGGGCAGGCCUGGCCAAAUGCUCGAUCUUUACGUAGAUUCUGCCCGACUGUUUAAACACUGACUGUUUGUUUCCAAAUACAAGACUACGAUAUACAAUUAAAGAAUUAACAUUUUCUCACUCUGAUAACUGCAGGUUGAUCACCAUCUGCUGCACGAUAGUGCUUAGUGAAACCAAACCAUCGUUAAAGUUAGGUCCCCUCUCACUUUGCUCAGAUAGUAAUUGGGUAGCAUCAGGCUGAGCGAGAGAUUUCUAUUUUUCCAGGUGAAUGGACAAGACACUACGAACAAGAGACACAUGGAAGCGGUGAAUAUACUGAGAUCAACAAGAAACGAAGUACAUCUCGUGAUUCGUCGUAGACCUGAUAAGGUAGAAACUGUGUGUAGUUUGAAAUUUAAGUCUGGGGUCAGGAGUGGGAUUGGGAUACGAAUUAGCCGUCAGGUUCACUGAUAGAGUCGUCCAAUAUAAAUAAAGUUAAUUUAGUUUAGGUUUCCUCCUGUAGUAACACUGGAUCAAUAAGAGAUGAUCCUCACUGGACCUCUAGGGAGAACAGUUUAGAAUUGAUUGAGCUAUCCAGUAUGAAUAAAGUUAGUUUAGUUUAGGUUUCGUCCUGUAGUAACACUGGAUCAAUAAGAGAUGAUCCUUACUGGACCUCUAGGAAGAAAAGUUUAGAACUGAUAGAGCUAUCCAAUAUAAAUAAAGUUAGUUUAGUUUAGGUUUCCUCCUGUAGUAACACUGGAUCAAUAAGAGAUGAUCCUUACUGGACCUCUAGGAAGAAAAGUUUAGAACUGAUAGAGCUAUCCAAUAUAAAUAAAGUUAGUUUAGUUUAGGUUUCCUUCUGUAGUAACACUGGAUCAAUAAGAGACGACCCUUACUGGACCUCUACGAAGAACAGUUUAGAAUUGAUUGAGCUAAUACAGUAUAAAUAAAGUUAGUUAAAGGAUGACUCUUGCUGGAUCACUGAUAGAACGAUCUACUAGUUUGUUGAGUUUAAGAAUAAAUUGAAAUUAACAAAUUUUCCCUCACCUUGACCCUUGUUUAGGUGAAAAGUAAAACGAAAGAUGGUCUCAAUAUUAAAACAAUCUCAGUGAUCAGAACAACGCGUGGUGUGAUUGGUUUGACCUUGGCUGAGGAUAAGCAAGGUCAGAUCUAUGCAGCGGAAGUGAUACCUGACGAACCCGCGGCCAAAGAUGGAGGACUGAAGCAGGGCGACGUUAUAUUAGAGGUAUGACCACUGAUCUGAGUGUUAUAGUGGAUGGCGAAAAGUGGUUCACUGAUGAAGAAAAUCAUUGAAACAUUGUUAGAAGGGGAAAUCAUAUGUCUUCGAAUUCUCUUUUUCUUUUUAAAAUGUUUUCAAGCUUUUAAAAUAUCAGAUAACUACAUUAUUUUAACGUAUGAUGCAUCUCAACUGUUAAAUUCCUACCAUAAUAUGUUACAGCUUUGCUUUUAGUUAAAUCGGUAGUAAAUCUAGUUUUAUAUUAAGGUCAGUGUAUUUCUUGUUUCGCUAAAUUAAUUUCCCUUUCUUAGAUUAACGGGGAAAGAGUGGACGGCAAUGAUCUCAAGUUUGCUGUGGAAUGUCUGGAACGCGCUCGACCAGUGGUGACUUUAGUCAUCAAACAAUUUCGUAGUGAAACUGAAUCAAAAUACGUUCUAUGUUCCCCUACGGAAUCUGAUCAUGAAGUACCCACGGACACAUCGCGGGCUCAUGGUUAUAAAAUGACUGUGGUCCCAACACAGAAGAAUCUUACCCAGGGUAAAAAUUCGUAUAACCCUGACUUUUUGCCUUCUGAUGAAACAUCACCAGAGAAUUUACCAUCUGGGGUUUUGUACCCGGAAUUUCAACCUACCCCGGAACUCCGAAUCCCCGGCAUUUUGUCCUCUGAAAAUCUACCAAAAGAAUCACCGUAUGAAAUGUCGACGGAACCGGAUGGCUCGCAUGAACCUGCGCAGGAAAACUAUAAUGGGAAACAUAGCAUGGAAACGUUGUCAGCGGAUGAUAGUUAUAGUGAGGAAAAAUUGACGUCAUCUGAUUUUAGAGAAAGGGACGCUGACGCGACACUAGGGCCUGAGAACGAGGAAUACCCAUCUGAUGACGAUGACCUGCUUUUGAAGGUUGGUUAUGACUAAACUACUACUAGUUAGUUUUUAUACUGGAUGGCUUUAUAAGUUAUAAACUACUCUCUUUGGAGGUCCAGUAAGAGUCAUGCCCAGUGUUACUACAGGAGCAAAUUUGAGCAUUUUUAGUUAAUAUUUUAAUAACUUGCGAUAUCAACAAAGUUCUUUCUUAUUUUAGGAGGAAGUCAUUAUCACAUCUCUUGAAAAGGGGCCUCGAGGACUGGGCUUUAGUUUAUUCUCUGGUCAAACUGUUCAUGAUGUAAGUUAACUUAGCGAGCAGGAUGAGAACCUGAUCUGCCUCCUUUGUUCACUAACUUAUAUUAAUUUAUUUCUGCCAAUUUUCACAGACUUCAGGAUUAUUUAUCCGCAGUAUUCAACCGAACAGUAUUGUUGCAGAAGAUGGCAAGAUUAAAGUUGGAGAUCAGUUGAUGAAGGUAGCUUAAGGCCAGCUAAGCCUCCUUUAGUUUCUACUGGAUAGCUCUAUCAGUUCUAAACUGUUCUCCCUAGAGGUCCAGUAAGAAUGAUCUCUUAUUGAUCCAGUGUUACUACAGGAUGAAACCUAAACUAAUUUAAGUUUAUUUAUACUGAAUAGUUCUAUCAGUUCUAAACUGUUUUUCUUAGAGGUUCAGUAAGGAUCAUCUCUUAUUGAUCCAGUGUUACUACAGGAGGAAACCUAAACUAAACUCAAAAUUUUAUUUAUACUGGAUAGCUCUAUCAGUUCUAAACUGUUCUCCCUAGAGGUCCAGUAAGGAGCAUUUCGUACGCGACAACAUAGGCGAGUUUUGUGCUUGAUUUACAGUGCAACUGAAGUGGGCAAACGUUGUGUAGUGUAAAUUGGCCUUUAUGCAUUAAUUUACUUCCUUAUUACUUCACUAAAUGUUGUGUAUUAAUCGUUAAAGGUAAACAGCGAAGACGUGGAGAGACUGGAUCACAGUCAAGUCAUUACUUUGCUACGAAGUCUGUCCGGGAAUAUCAAACUGGAAUUACUAAGGUAUAUUUGUGCUACAGUAUUUUCCAGAGUGAACAAACGUAGACAUUUGCGGAGACGUCAGAAUUUGAAGAUGUUUCUGCUACAUUAGAAAACAUUACAGAAGGUAUAUCUUUUUUAACUGAUUUUACAGGAUCCAGGAUGGCGACGAUGAUGACGAACUUUCUACGUCAUUAUCAAGGCAACCUGACGUCAACAACCUCAUACGUGAUACUGGUCAAGGAGACGGUCUUGAUACCUCGAUAUCACCUGUUACGGUAUGUUGUGAAAAUUAACCUUGUGUAAGAAACACGAGAUGUACAAUGGAGAAUCGUUUAGAACUGAUAAAGCUAUCCAGUAUAAAUAAAGUUAGUUUAGUUUAGGUUUCCUCCUGUAGCAACACUGGAUCAAUAAGAGAUGAUCCUUACUGGACCUCUAGGAAGAACAUGUUAGAACUGAUAGAGCAAUCCUGUAUAAAUAAAGUUAGUUUAGUUCAGGUCUCCUCCUGUAGUAACACUGGAUCAAUAAGAGAUGAUCCUUACUGGACCUCUAGGAAGAACAGUUUAGAACUGAUAGAGCUAUCCAGUAUGAUAAAAUGAAGAGAUAAAGAUUGUUUAAUUGUUUUGAUUGAACUUGUCAAAUUAUUCUUUACAGACGCCAGAUUUCUCAGAGGACGUGGGUAUAGUUCUCAAUGCUUUACAUACGAAGCAGGAGCUUCCUCUGUCGGAUAGCCAAGAAUCGUUACCAAGCCCCACGGAGGAAAGGCCCCGCGAGCCGUUACAACAGCCCGGUGUUGUAGAAAACCCGGACGAUCAGUCUAUGGACACUGAUGAGGAGAAAUUUGAGUCUUGGCCGCAGCCACCUACAUCUGUGCAGUUGCAGUCUGAUGAUGUUUUGAACGCAGCAGACAAUGGGUAGGCGCUUCAUAAAGCCGUUGGUUAAGGCCCAUUUCCAUUCAGGAACAUUUUCCCCAGAAAGAAAAUUUUGUAAAAUGUGAUCGGCCGUCACAAGUUGAAAAUUUUCUGUCCGUGGAAAUUUCUGUUGAAUGGAAGUGAGAUCCUUUGCAAUGUUUUAAAAUACCUCAAAUCAUAUUAAUAUGCUUAGCUGACGUUUUCUCAACAUACUUUUUAGUGUUCAGGUCUCCGAGUUCCCGCUGAGUCUCCGAGUUCCCCUGUGUCUCCGAGUCCCCCCGGGUCUCCGAAUCCCCCUGGGUCUCCGAGUUCUUCCCCAUAAGUAUACUGUUUUCCGGUAUAUAUAUGAUCAUGAUAAAUACACCGUUUUCUUCCCUGGUGUCCCCCAAUGCCUCUCAAUGUCUCACUUUACCCCUCACCUUUUUUUAGAACUUGGAAUCCUAUGGAAUACAUUGAUGAGAAUCCAGUAGCUACCAGCGAAGAUGAUACAACGAGCAUCACGUUUAGCGAGGAUGGAUUUCUGGAGGAAUUGGAAGAUUUGCAGUAUACACCAAGUCCUGAAUCUGAUCGCGUCAGAUCCGGUGGGUUCAAUAUUUAAUAUUAAGACCCAUUUUCAAAAUUAUGCGACCUCCCUGAAAAAUACUCUUACUUCAAAUGUCAGUUUUAUGUCACAAAAACUGCUAAAAAUAGCAAACGUAAACAAACAAUAAAAAAAAAAAAAAAAUUAAACCGUAUUUAAUACCAAAACUGGACAAAAAUGAGUUAGAUAACUUAGAUAUACAAACUAAAGCACAAUACAAACCAUCACAACAGAAAUAUGUGCCGUGAAUAACUUUUAAAGUUUGAAAAAUAACAAUUUAUCCUGGAAUUUAGCUGUCAGUAUAAAACACGCGCGCUAGACUAUAACGGUGAUGUUAUGAUUUUGUUUGUGCUUAAAUUUUGCAAUAAUUCUCACUAAAAUAUCUUGUAAAUCAUUGUAAGCAUGUUUAUAUAAAGCAUACAAAGCAUAUACAUCGACAAGGAACCGCAAAACUCAAAGUUUAAACUUCGUGACCGAAUGACAUAAAACUGACAUGUCAACUCUAGCAUUUUCGUCCUUGGUCGUGUAAUUUUGAAAACGGGUGUAAGGACCAUUUUGCAAUAAAAAUUAGGAAACCCAGUUAUUUAAUUUUUUGGCCUGACCAAUCAGAUUUAUUUAAUCUACCCGAUUAAUUGCGUGUUAAGCCAGUAGGAGAUAGUGGUUACUCUCAUAACCGCCUUGUUGUAUUCUAACAAGGUGUUAUUCUUUUUCCCACUUAGGCAAUAUUUCCGAAAGAUCACGAAUCCCUGUCAAAGCGGGCAGUACUUUAUCAAACAGUAUUUCUCCUCGAAUUUCAGAGCAAAUGCAUGACCCAAAAUCUCCGACUUCGUCAAAACAAGAAAAUAUUGAAAUGUCUGUAUUGGGAAGGGACAAAAAGAUCGAACAUCCAAGGGUAUCAACGGAUGAUGCGAGGAUAUCAAUGGAUGAUACAAUGGCUGAGACAAAUAUGAGUCUUCCUGAGGGAUCUGUAUCCCCUCUAAUCCCCGAGUCAUUCCUCAAUGCAUCCCUAGCUGCGCCCUCAUCACAAGCAACAUCCCCCGAAGUACCCCCUCCUUUGCCCACUACCCCACUACCUUCAGAUGAAGAUCUCGGUGAUAAUACGGGACAAAAGGUGACCCCCAGAGAUCCUAUGACAAUGAGGGAGCGAUUUGCAGAAGUUGUAAAACAGGAGAACAAAGGACGUUUUGAUUUUCCAUUGAGACCGAAGUCACCUUUAAUCACUCGAAGGUAUGUAUGUCAAUUUUCAAUUCAGCUGAAGUGUUUUGUACUUUUGCUUACAUCUCUAGAGGUCCAGUAAGGAUCAUCUCUUAUUGAUCCAGUGUUACUACAGGAGGGAACCUAAACUAAACUAACAUUAUUUAUACUGGAUAGCUCUAUCAGUUCUAAACUGUUCGCUCUAGAGGUUCAGUAGGGAUCAUCUCUUAUUGAUCCAGUGUUACUACAGGAGGAAAACUAAACUAAAUAAUGGAUAGCGAAGAUAUAAUUAAAAUUUUGUUUGUCAUUGCUAUAGGUCGAAGUCUGUUGAGCUGUCUGGACCGUUGCUGGAGAUCCUGGGGACGAGUUCUUUUUACUCUGGGCAACGUUUACAAAAUAUUAUUGAGAAAUUACAGAAUGCUAUUUCGUCUGGGAAAGCUACAGGCGAGUUUCAGGUAAAUUAUCAAACUGUUGGUUAUUGCAGUCGUCUACCUUGAUGGAGAUAUCCUCGCGAGCCAGAGUCCCUUCAGAUUAACUUGUCAAUACUUCACAGAGAAGGAAGGAAAGAGAAUAUAUGUAUGAAACUGUCUUGUGUAUUUUGCAGGCAUUGCGUGAAAUGACACCUGUGGACAACUGUCCCAGUGGUAAAAGAGCUUUGAACAAAGAAAAGAAUCGUUACAGGAACGUCUUGCCGUGUAAGUUGUUUCACAUGCGACUUGUAUCCAGUGAGCUCCAUAUAUAUCUGGAGUGAAAACUCGGGUCCAAAAAGUGAAUCCAAGAUGGCGGAAAUUGAAGGAAAUUGACGUCAGUUCCAGUCCCUUUCUAUGUUGUUUUUGUUUGCGCGGCUGGCAAGGAGUGUUUCGAAAUUUGGUAUUUUGACAUCAAUUUAAAGAAUAACACUAUGGUUUUAUGAAUUGAUAACUUGUUUAGCGAUACAAUUCGUUAGAAAAACUAGAUUUCGCUGGAAAAAAUGUUAUUAAAACUGUUUACGAUCUUCAGAGCUAUUAGAUGUCAACGGCUGCCGUCUUGGCUUCACUUUUAGGCACCUUAAGCAAACAGGACGACGACGGCUAUUCACACAAUGAUAUUCCUGAUCUCGUACAAAAGAAAUGAAAAUUAAAAGCCCCACGGGAGUUAGAGACGUUGUUGUUAGGGCUUUUUACAACGACGAACCAGAGAUUUUCACGUCUCGUGUACAACGCAAACAUGUCAAGAUGCGACAAGUGAAACUAUAAAUUUGCUCGGCAGAAGCGUUUUCAACCACAAAGCCUUUGUUUUAAUCUCUUCAAAUUGAACUCAAUUCAUAUAUACAUGCAGUGGAUAAUACAUAACAACACUUCUUCGCAAUAAUUUAUUUGAAGAAGUUUGUUUUGCCGUCGUAGAUGCUUAAGGUCCCUUUUCUCAUAGGCCGAAUGACUGAAGUUCUUGCUCCAGAUAUAUAUAGAAGAGAUAUAUAUAUAUAUAUAUAUAUAUAUAUAUAUAUAUAUAUAUAUAUAUAUAUAUAUAUAUAUAUAUAUAUAUAUAUAUAUAUAUAUAUAUAUAUAUAUAUAUAUAUAUAUAUAUAUAUAUAUAUAUAUAUAUGCUGGAUAUAGUUCUAUAAUUCCUAAAGUUCAUAAAGAUUCAGUAACGGUCAUAAUAUCUUGUUGGACCAGUUUCACAAUUGGAGCAAACUAAAGUACCGGCAGAAAACCUGUGGUAUUGGUCGGAGUUAAAAGACUGUAUCAUAAAGUUAUCAUAGAGUAGUGCGAUUGUCACAAUUUAAUGUAUUAUUUUCAUAAAUAUAUUUUAUAGCUACAAGAUCUUCGUAGACUCUAAACUUGAAGGCCAGCAAGUCAUUUCAGGCGCAGUGCCUUCAGAUCGUUCGGCAAGAACCGUAUACAUCGGCAAUAUACCAGGUCUUCAACCAGCGACUUUCUUUAAUGGCUACAUGAAAGAAAUGCGUUACUAUCGCUCCGCGUAUUACAUUCAGUUUGCUGCCAAGGGUAAGGAAAUAUUCAGUUUGGAGAUCUACAUAAUCAUUUAUAGGACCUGUAUGCAGUCCUUCGUGCUCUUUAAACAUGCACGAUCAUAAUCUCGCACUUUUAGGUUUAUCAGUGAAUUAAUUUAAUUAAUCAAAGUGUUAGUUAAGAGCAGGGCCGAAACUUCGGUAUUGUUUUGCCCGACAAAUUGAGCUUGUUUUGCCCGACAAAAAGGGCGUGGUCGACGUCGUGCCCAACGGACAUUUUAGUCACUAAAAAAUUUUUUCCGCACAAUAACCUAUCCCCCAAUCCCCCCGUCGACAACUUUUUAGGGGGGGGGGAAUUUUCCGGACGAGUAUACGCUUUAAUUGCUUUCGUGACACUUUCUCCAAAUUUUUCCAUACCAAAUUUCGGUACUUUGCCCCAAAACACAAAUAUUUCGCCCCAAAAAAUAACUGGGGCCCCACAAAAAUGGGGCUAAUUUGUAAAAUAUCUCAGUAAUAAAUUUAUCAAAAUUUCCCCUACUACUAUUACAUGAGAAUAAUACAUGGGUGCUUGGAAAUACCAGAUUUAUUUUGAGUGUUGAACAUGAUAUCUCACGAGUGAGCGCCUGAUAUCUCACGACUCUGUUUAUUAUAUAAAGAACAGUCUUUGAAAAGCGAUAAUUGAAAAGCGAUAAUUUUCACAUGUGAGAUUAUCAUAAAUAAUCUCACAUGUGAGAUUAUCACUUUUAUCAGUGCUCGAAAUCUCUAUAAAGCACUAUACUUUAUAUAAUAAUCAGUUUAAAUAAAUUAUAUAUGUAAAAUUGUUUGCUCAAUUACUUAUUUUUGGCCCGACGAAACUACAAUAUUACAAUAUUGGGGGGUGGGGUGUCCCAUACCCCCAAACCCCUCUGUAGUUACGGCCUGGUUAAGAGAUCUCACUGAGCAAUCAACUGUGUAUCCUAAAUACUUGCAAAUUAUUCAUGGUGAACCGUUAAAAAAUCUGCUCAAGUCCAAUAGAAUGGAAAAUUCUAACUUUAGAAUAAUUCUAACUUAAUUCUAACUAUAUAAAUUUUAGUAUUGUACGAAUGAAAACAUUAUUUGUAUAAGGUAGACUUUUUCAGAGUUGCGCAGAUUUUUUAACGGUUUACCAUGGGUAAUUUGCAAGUAUUUAGGAUACACAGUUGAUUACUUGGUGAGAUCUUGACUAACACUCUGAACAUAAGACUCCAAAAUACUGAAGAUAGAUCAAUUUUAUCGAAUUUUUAAGUGAAUUAAAUACAAAACAAAUACAUACUUUGUUCAAAUAUUCUUAACAUUCAACAAAAAUGUGCCAACUAACGUUUUAGUGAAGAAUUAAUAUGAUAAUGGCGGAAAUUUAUCGUAAAAAUUAUUGUAAAAAAUUAUCGUAAAAAUAUUGUAUUUUUACACCCGCUAUUUUGCUACGCACGAGUUAUGUUAACUGAAUUUAAUUCCAUCGGUCUCAGUAUAAUAAUUAUAGUUAAAUGAGGUACGAUUAUGAUGCGAAUAGGAUUUUGAAUGAUUGAAUUUAAUUAAACCCUACCGCUGAAUAGUACAAGUACUACUUUUGUACUAUAUUGCACGAUAGUAAAAUGGUAAUAUUAAUUCCAUGUCAUGUGAUCAUAAUCUGCCAAUUAAAUGACCAGAAUUUAAUGAGGCGUUAUAUGAUGUUUUCUCUGUAGGUGGUAUAUUGGGUGAGAUAGCUCGUACGCAAACUCCUGUGACUCCACCAACAGUGACUAUUGUUCAGCCACCAGUCCUACCUGUUGUUCCUGCUCCACCAAGUAAGAUUAAAGUUGUUCUAGUAACUAACGAGUACUAAUGUGGCUAACCGUAAAGCCAAGUGCCCGCAAUAACCUCCUCGUCUUCUCUUCCACAUAAGCAUUCCUUUUAGGUGUCUAUAAUAAAUCCCACAAAACAAGAACAAACACGUGUCUGUAAUAUUUCAAAAACGAUUUUCAUUAGUUACAAUGAAACAAAUAAGUAUGGAGGGAUAACAACAGCGGGAAAACAAAUUCCCAUUUUUAUAACUGCUAAAAAAACAAAAUAAAUAUCACCCACUCGAAUCGACUUGACCUUAGAGUUCGGUUGGUAGAGGAUUGGACUAGCAAACCAAAGGCUGCGGGUUCGAUUCUCACCGAGGUCAAGCAAACUUUUCAGUGUGGACACACUCAGAGACAACAUUACAAACGUAUAUCUUCAUCUGAGUGCACAACAUCAGAAUCAUGUAGCCUAAUGCUUUCGAAUAAAUAUAAAUACAAUACAUAAAAAUAUCAUCUAAGUAUUAAAUAAUAAGCUAAGCUUUUUUUAAAUGGAUAAGCUGGUGAAUUCACAGCAUGAGAAGGGAGGGAAUUCUAUAACUGUACUUUUUUAAGGGAAAGAUUAACUUGCUUUUUUCCUCUCUAGCUACAGCAGUCACUGUUGUUACUACCCAGAAAUCAGGUAUGCAAUAUUAACAAUAAUCGAUUUCCUAUAUGGUACGUUGGUCGUCUUCUGUCGUGACACGGGCCAAUUAACAAUUAGACAACGCGGUCGAGUUGCGUACGAGCGAAUAAUCAACGAAGGCGUUAGGCGUAUAGCUUGAGUUAACUAUAUACAACGAAGCGAAAAUAUUCAGCUUGUGAGCCUUUUAACAAGGUCGUAUAACAGAUUACAAGCGCAGUUUUGAUAAUUAUAGGGGGAGAAAACCGGCUGAUAAUUUUAGCAAAUACAAAACUAAUGUUAUUCCGAAGAAGUGUGCAUCAAUACACCAUGCACAAUCUAUUUUAGAAAACAGUCUUUUUAGUAUAUUAUGUAUAGUGAUUAGUGUAUUCACGCACACUUUGGAGUACAUUAAUUUAUAAACAAGACUUUCAAAUUGUAAACAAUAUGGUUUGCUUUUAAUAUGCACAAAAAUUCCGUUUAUCUUCGUGUCACAUUUUGUAGCCAGUAAAAGCAGAUUUAUUAAUAAAAAAGGCGGUUUUUAAUUUUGAUUUUUACCAUUAAAAAUCUUAUCUCAAACCGUAUUUUGUACUUUUUCUCAACCGUUGCCCGUUACGUAAUGGUCCCUGGUUGAGUAGCCAAUCAGAAUGAUGGAUUUUGUAAUAGACGACGAUUGAGUCCCACUAGACCUCCGAUAGGAACAGUUUAUAACUGAUUGAGCUAUUCAGUGUAAAUAAAAUCGGUUUACUAAUCUAAAUAUACUGUUUUUCCGUAGCCCGUCUUGAUCUUGCAUUCCUUGUGGAUGGUUCAAGCAGCGUAGGUCAACAAAACUUCAUCCAGUUCUUAAGUCUUGUAAAAGGAACUUACCAUGCAUUCCCUAUUAGCGAAGAAGAGAUCCGAAUCGCACUUAUUGUCAUUUCUAACGCUGGAAAAGUCGCCUUCCAUUUUGACAAAGAUACAGAAAUGACAGAAAUCGACACGAAUGUCGAUUAUGUCACCUUCCCUGGCGGAAAUCGCAACGUUGGCAGUGCUAUAUCUGUCACCAUACGAAAUGUCUUGGCUACUUCCGGAAGGCGUGGAAUGGUUCCACAGAUUCUCGUCUCAAUUUUGGCAGGGAAAUCGAGUGACGACAUCAAGAGUAUGACGAAAGAGUUGCAUCGGGCCAGGGUUAAGUCAAUUGCUGUGGGAGUAGGUUCGGUGAUUAAUCAAGAUGAGUUAAGAAUGAUCGCUGGAGAUGGACAGAAUGUUAUUGUGAACUCUGAUUUAUCAAAACUCGCACUUUCGAUUCCUGAGAUUGUGAGAAAGAUCAAUGCAGGUUAGAUUUUCAUAUUAGAUAUUUGAUUAAAAAGCUCCCUAAAAAAGUCAAAAGAGUGUGUUUGCCUAUGUGAGUUUCAGGCCGAAGCCCCACUGUCUACUCGGGCACUAAGCGAGUGAAUGAGUAAGUUAGGGUGUGUUAAUGAUCCUUACAUGCAGCUGAGAGUUAAGCUGCAUUAUGUAGGACGUAAGCCAACCUGGUCGAGUCGAAGGCUUUCUAAGCCAACUAGCUUUUGACUCAUGUCUGAUACAGAGCACAGUUACGGUGGAAGAAUCAGUUUAAAACUUAUCCCAAACCACCCUGUCAACAUAUCCAGUGGGAGGAAACCGGAAUCCCCGGAGAAAACCCACGACUUUCGGUAGAGCGUUGACUGACUCUGCAUAUAAGUGUUUUUAGUCCGCAGCGCGAGAAUUAAACCCACGGUCUCAGAGGUGAAGGUGCUUUCUCUGACAAUUGUGCUACCGAAACCCCCAAUAAUAUGUUCAAGUGGGGCCGUAGAGGCAUGGUAACAAGACAAUGAACAGAAUGAUAGAUAGGUAUAUGUGCCUGUGACCUCUGCGAUGAGGAUUCAAUUCUUUCCUAAAUUAUUGAUCAUUCUUAACUUUCAUUCUAGUGUAUGGAUCAGGUAUUGGAAUAAUACCUACCGUGAUUGAUACCAAGCUUCCUCCAUCAACACCGGGCACAAAACCUUCUGUACCUCAGAAACCUGGAGGUGAUUGUGUUUAUAACUCUUUCGUAUAGUGACUCACAAUUAGACAAAGUUAAAUAACACAUCAUUAGAAAUGUGUCGGAUCCCGAUCCACUGAUAUGUAUGUUCAUAAGUACAAACUAAACAAUGGACUAUAUUAUGGGACAAAGUAGUGAAGCAUGGUCCAAGUGCCAAAAUUAGUAUCCGGUAUAACGGUAUCCAAUGGACUACUAUCCAGUACCAUCCGGUAUCCGGAUAAACAGUAUCCGACAAAAAUUGCUUGCCCUGGAUAAAAAUUACCAGUAUCAUUAAACCUUUCUUGUAGUUGUAAACAAAAGAAAUGGUUGAUUUUAAAAUUUAUGAAUUCACGGUAACCAGCUACAUGUUUAACAUCAGACAUGCUUCGCUAGAAAUUACGGUUGCCAUUGAGUAAUUUUAAAAAGAACAAAACAAUAGACACUCCGAAUAUAGUUAACAUUUUAUUCAACGUUUCGACUAGGUUUCAGUCAUCAUCAGGAAUGACGCUAUUGAAAAAUACUGAGAUAUAUAUUUACAAGUUAAGCGGAUCAAAUUACGCGCUAAUUAAAUAUCACAAGUUCCUUAGAGGCUCUAGUUCCGUGAUUAAGUUCCGGUUUUUGGCGAUGUAUAAGUAAGGACUCCUUAUAUAACAAUAAUGACCAAUGUCUAGAUUUAUCUAAAAUAACACAGUUUUGGUAUAUGAUGGCUUCUGUGGUAUGUGGAUCAAAUUGAGCAAGUAGUGUGUUGGGUAGGUUUAGUAGAGUCUGAUAAUAUUGGAAGUGUUCACAUGACAUAAUAUGUUUGUGAACUUCUGAGUUUUUGUCGGAGGAGUGUUCUUUAAUCCUUGUUCUGAGGCAGCGGUCAGUUUUUCCGAUGUACGACAAUUGACAACCAGGACAGCUAAAUUUGUAUACAACACUACUUUGGAGCUCUUUAUCCGUUCGGUCUUUUAGGCUAAGAUAGGUGUUGCUGUUCGUCGUGUCAUAGAUCGUGAUAAAUUUGGGACGGGCUAUCAAUAGUCGGGAAAUUUUGUUGGUGCACGAGCGUAUAAGGGAAGUUCCUCUCUUGCCAAUGAACGGAAGGUGAAUCCAGAUUGUGGGCGGUUUUGGAUGCGUAUUCUCGUUUUCAGUGUUGUUGUUGUCAGGAGCAAUGUCGUGGUUCAGAGGUGGUGGUGAAAAUGCGUUGAUCAGUUUGUUGGUCAUGUGAUGAGGGUAGCCAUUCCAAGAUGCAAACUCAGCAAUCCUUUGUAGUUCGUUCUUUAGGAGGUCGAUGUUGCUACAGAUCUUGUGUGCGCGGUGGACUAAAGCUCUCAGCCAAGCUGUUUUUCUGCACCAAGGAGUAAAGCUCGAGAGAUGGAUAUAUUGGCCUGUGUGUGUGGAUUUGCGGUAUAUUGUUGUGCCAGUUGAGGUUAUUUUGAUAUCCAGAAAGUGAACAUCAUUGUUGUCAGUGAAUUCUUCGUGUGUGAAUUUAAUGAGUGGGUGAAAGGAAUUAAAUUUCUUUAGUACGUUAGGUAUGUCACAAGGUUUAAUCAGUACCAAUGUGUCGUCAACAUAGCGUGAGUAGAAUUUAAUUACGUUGGAAGAGAGAAGAGGUCGGACUAUUUCGUCCUCAAAGGCAGUCAUUAAAAUAUCAGCGAGAGUAGGACCUAAAGGCGAACCCAUAGACACGCCGUCAAUUUGUCUGUAAAGUUGGCCAUUCAAAGAGAAAGGUGUUUUGGUGCAUGAGUCUAAAAGUAAUUUCUUGAGUGUUCGUUUGUUAAGUGAUGUCGUAAUUCGUUUGUCUUUGUAAAUUCUGUCUAAGAUUAUGUUCACAGUUUUGCGUAGAGGGAUGUUGGUGAAAAGAGAAGAAACGUCAAAGGAUACUAGUCUGUAGCCUUGAGAAAAAAGGUGUGUGGGUAUGUUGAGAAUGCGUGAAACAGCGUCAAAACUGUCUUUAAGUUUGAAUUCGUUGUGUGUAAGUGGGUUGAGAAGAGAAGAGAGAUACUUGGCUAGAGGUUGGUAGGCAGUACCGGUUGUGUCAAUAAUAGGGCGAAAAGAUGGUAGAUAGUCAAAAGGUUUGUGUGUCUUAGGAAGUCCAUGUGCGCGAGCAGGUCUCGUAGAUUGUGGUCGAAUAUUUCGGUAUGUUACAUCGUCAAUUUCGUUGCGUUUAUGUAUUGUGCGUAAAUAUUCUUGUAGAGAAGAGAGUUGGGUUAAAGAAGGGUCGUUGUCGAGUUUUUGAAACUUGGUUGGGUCGGAAAAUAUGGAAGUCAUACUGUUAUAGUAGUCUGAUAGUUUUAUAAGUACAACACCGUUACCUUUAUCUGGUUUAAGAAUAGCGUAUCGUUUACGUAAGUCUUUCAGGAUCUUAAUGUGUUUGCUGUCUUCAGUAAGUCGUCUAUCGUCAAAGUCUAAGAAGUUGCAAGCUAAGGCCUUGAUGGAGUUCUUAAUCUUUUGCUGCUUGAUGAAGCUAUCAGGAAUCAAGCUGUUACGUUUUAGUUGAUCCCAAAUUGACUCGGCUGCGGCAAUGAUGUCUGAUUCUUUGGGUCGCGUGGCAAGGCCAUGUUUGAGUCCAAAGCGAAGGACACGUUCUUCUUCAGGUUUGAGCGGGUCAUUAGUGAGAUUGGUUAUAAUGUUAUUAGGGUUGUCCUUGAUUCCGGUAUGGAUACAAUGUUCGCGUUUGAGCGCAGCGAAUUUCCUUUCAUGUCUGUCAGAGACUUUGAUCAGUUUCUUGUCACUCGAUCUGGUAGCGUUAAACUUGAUGGCGAUAAACUUCAACACACUACUUACUCAAUUUGAUCCACAUACCACAUAAGAUCAAUUUGAUCCACAUACCACAGAAGCCAUCAUAUACCAAAACUGUGUUAUUUUAGAUAAAUCUAGACAUUGGUCAUUAUUGUUAUAUAAGGAGUCCUUACUUAUACAUCGCCAAAAACCGGAACUUAAUCACGGAACUAGAGCCUCUAAGGAACUUGUGAUAUUUAAUUAGCGCGUAAUUUGAUCCGCUUAACUUGUAAAUAUAUAUCUCAGUAUUUUUCAAUAGCGUCAUUCCUGAUGAUGACUGAAACCUAGUCGAAACGUUGAAUAAAAUGUUAACUAUAUUCGGAGUGUCUAUUGUUUUGUUCUUUUUAAAAUGCUUCGCUACUUAUGGUUAAGUGAAUGAAAGUGAACUUCGAACAAACGUUUCAACACUUUAGCCUGGUGCCUUCAUUGUAAGAUGACGUCAUCAUGCAGCAAGGCGAAGAUACUCGUAACUUCUAUCAUUCCUAUUCAAAACAUGAUUGUCCAUAUUUAUGUUUAAUACACGCUUCCAAACAACGUCUUUAAUUAACCAAAGCAUUCAAUUACUUUAACCAGAGAAAUGAACUUGUCUGAUUUUAUACUUGUCGUAAAUAUAUAUAGAUCGUCAUCAACACCUCUUCGAUAUUUUUAGAAAAUCGACUACCGCUUUUAUGUAAAACAAAAGUCGACCUCGCCUUUCUUGUUGAUGGCUCUGCUAGUGCAGAAUACAACAGCCGUGGUGGUUUCCGCAGGAAUUUGGGUCUGGUUAAGCAAUUCGUACGCGAGUUUAUUAUGUCUCCUAAUGAUGCACGAUUUGGGUUAGUAGUAUUCGCAUCUGAGGCCGGAGUGGAGUUCACCUUCGAUUCUCACAAAAACCGUGAUAGUCUGAUUGCGGACAUAAAUAAGGUGAAAUUCCCUGGAACUGCUACCUUCCUGGGUGGUGGAUUGAUUAUGGCCAAUGCAGAUCUGUUUCCCAAAGCCCGAGCUGAUGCGAAACAGAUACUUGUGGUAAUCACUGAUGCAUUGACUUAUGGUGAUGAUAUUAAGACUCCAUCUCAAGCCAUCAAGAAACGAGGUAAGCUAGAUAACUAUUUGAAAUUUUAGUUAGGCCUAAGUGCAUAUGAAUCUACAGUGAUGGUUUUAGCAUUAGUGCUGGGGGUGAACAUUGUUGUUGGUCAUCUGCCCUGCGACCAUCGUUUAAUUCCUGCAAUUUUCUGGAUAUUAUCAUGUUUAUUCACAUGUGAAAGCAGCAUCCAAUAUUAUAGAAGACACUUUUAGUUUAUAUUUUCAACGCACUUUAUUAAUUCUAUUUUCCUUUUUCUAAAGGUGUGGAAAUUUUUACCGUCGGUGUAGGAAUACGACAAGACGAUAAAAUACUAAAGGAGAUAGCAUCAGUCCCAAAACCUGAACAUGUGUUUUCAACACCGCAUCCUGCCAAGCUAACGGACGUUUUACACGUGAUUAAGAAAAAGAUCUGUAAAGGUAGAUAAUAAUAUUUAAGACAUUCUUCCUAUCGGUGGGUUUUAAGCAUUACACAAAACAAUUGCGUUAAUUGCCUAGCGCUCAACAUUCCAGAAAAUGUUGUUCCUAGGCAACAGUCCCUUUAAAAAAAAACUUACAAAAUGAAAAACAAAAGAAUUCUUGAUUUUAAAACAUUGAAAAACUGUACUGUUAUGAACUCAAUGCAAAAAGUCAUUUAAAGAGUAUUCUUUUUUAAGGUGGCUCAAAACGGUUUUAAAAAAAAUUCAGGAUUUAGAUCCGUAUUUUUGGACAAUUAUUACUUGUUGAAAGCAAAAAGCAUCUUACUGAUUUGAAAAACAUCUAAAAGGUUUGAAUUUUUUCACAAACACUACACAACUGUUGUUGCUAUGGCAACAAUUACGUCUCAAGGAUUUGCUUAUCUCUAUGUGGAUAGAUAGUAUUCAGUUGUUAACCAUGCAGUAUUAUUGAUUUCUCUUUAGAAUAUGUGGUAGGUCCCAGCCCUGGACCUGGUCCUGCACCUAUUCCUGUAAAGCCAACACCUGGAGGACCUGUGUGUAAGUGUAAAAAUACUUGACUUUAAGCAAAUCAAUAUGUUGGUGUUAAGCCCCGAUCAAAUGAUAAUGGUGACGCGAGAGUUGAUGAGAUGUGCAGCCAACUCUUGUUUGCAUUUGACCACCAACUCUCAAUCUCUCAUCACUCAUCGACUCUCUUUUACUCUCAUCCAAUCUCGUCAACUGUGAGUUUGUUUCAUGAAAGUUGAUGAGAGUUUUUCCUAUCUGCAGUUUUAAUCUCGCUGCAAUCAUAGAAAAGACGCUGCAAUCAUAUAAGUAACUAUUACAUUCCCAAAGGCUUAGAAUUUUUUCUGAGUAUAAAUGUUAUGAAGAAAAAACCUAGUCAAAUUAUUCUUCUAUUUUAGUACAAAUUGAUAUUGGAUUUCUUAUUGAUGGCUCAAGUCGUGUCACUGUCCUCAACUUCAAAUACAUUUUAGAAUACGUCAAAAUGAUUGUCCAUGCUUUCUCUAUCUCGAAAGAAGGUAUUCAUGUCGGCUUGGCUGUUGUUUCAAGCAAAGGAAAGAAUGUUAUCUUUGGUUUUAAUAAAUACACCGAUUCCUUAUCAAUGGACCCAGCUAUCGAUGCUACAGUCUACCCUGGUAGUGAUGCAGUUGUUGGCGAAUCUAUGGCCAAGGUCAAAGACGAUCUAUUUGUAACUAGCUCUCGAACAGGUGCGAUCAAGAUUCUUGUCAUCAUUCUUGGGGGCAAAUCCUCUGAUGACGUUACUAUUCCGAGUCAAGAUCUAAAGACUGCUGGAAUCAAUCGUGUGAUCGUGGUCGCUAUAACAAGUGACACAGAUAAAACUAUCUACACUCCUCCAGCUACAGUACUGAAUGACGUCAUCAUAUCUGUGACGUAUGUCACGAUUAAAACUACAGCACAGAUACUGGUGGAUCGAAUAAACUCAGGUGAACACCCAUUAAAUAUUUUUCUCUUUUUGCAUUACUUGAAUACUAGUGUGUGAUACUGGUAUUCACUGAGAAAAUUCUCCGGUGAGCGAGUUUUACCACCAGAUUAUUUUCCACAUAAAUCUUGAGAAAGUCUUUGCAAUUUUAUUAAUAUUGAGGUGAUCUUUUCAUUCCUGGGGUUCCUUUUGACACAGCAGCUUGUUUAAUGGAAAUGCAUUCGCUUGACUACUUUAUGCAAAAGGCUUCUUGAUCAGGUGUAUUGACUGUACAGUAACAUGUCAUCCUCGUCUCCAGGCCCUCACGGCCGCGUGCGUUCUCCCUAGGCCCUGGGGCACACAGAACUGAUAGUGCAAGAAAACUUGCAGUAGUUUCUAAAGCGCUUUCUUUUGAAUUGGGACGCUUUAGCACCCGUAACAAUUUUUACAGUGAAGUAUUACGAUGAAACGAAGUAUUUGUGUUGACAUAUGUUGAUAGAAUAAUUUUGCCUAGCGAAAACUGCUCAACGUCUGCGAAACAGCAGUUCUCUGAGAAGGCGAUCAGAUCUCUCCCUUUAGUCGUCUAACCCAGAGCCUAAUUGUAAUGGUAACCUGCAAGCGUGAAAGGCAUGGCACUAAUAAAAACUUGUUGUGCAUUCUGUACAGUGUUGUAGUCGAGUCCACAACUUACUAGUCCGAGUACUAAAUAUUUCGAGUCCAAGUCCGAAAUUAUAUAUAUAUGUAUAUGUACUAUUUAAAACACGAGUAGGAGUGUUUUAUCAGAUAUAAUUAUUAAUGAGCAUUUUAAGUAUAAUCAAAUCCACAGGCACUUAAUUAACGCAUUUUUGCAGAAGUCACGAUGUAAUCAAAGUAAUAUGGUGGUGGCAAACAGACAUUGGCGUAUAGGCGAGGGGGCGACGCCGCCCCCCCCCCCCCAAUCACCACAAAAAUAAUUUUCUCAAAAGGGCUAAAUUUGUAGAGAAAUUGGAGGGAGGGUGUACACAUUACAUGCUCGAAGCUGAAAUUGACUAAGUACGUCUUGAAACGCAAUUUCGAGAAUGCAGAGAUGUUGUCUCAUAGAAACUAGAAUUAUUUAAAUGCAACAUUUCUGAUCAAAAUCGCAUUGGGAUUUUCUCCCCCACCCAGCAUCACAGAGGGGAAAGAGACACUGACACCUCCUCCUGUUUUUCAAGGUGACAUUUCCAAUUUAUUUAAUUCCGAGGAGAAAUGUCUGGGAAAAUUCAUGUCUUAGAUUUACUUUAAUAUAAUCUUCGGAAUUCUGCAAGAUUUCAUCCUAAAAAUGCUUGAAAUCGCAUUUCACGGACUGUAGAUUUCAAAAUUUUUCCGGUGGUGUAUGCUCCCCGUACUUCACUGGGCACUCUUACGCCUUUGGCGUUCGCUUCGUCGCCCAAAAAAUGAAGGUCUGCAUGCAGGCUACGCCAUCAGUUGCAAACAGAUCAGACUAUAUAGUGAUAUUUAAUUUCGAGUUUAAAACAUGUACAGUGCAAAGCAGUGUAAGGUCCUACAUUACAUGCAGUGCAUGCAUGUGUCCGAAUAAAAUGAAUGGAACACUUAAUUUAAUAUUGAAUUCCGUAAAUAGAUAUAUUCUUUUAGCUAUAUCCAACGAAAAAGCAUUGAUUAAUAAUUGAAAGGUCGUAAGAUAUAAAUCAUGUGAUCUCCACCUCUCUCAUUUGGUCAGCGAGUUAUUACACGUCGCGUCAAAUUCUGUCGCAAAAACAAAUCACUUAGUGUUUCCAUCUGGUAUAUAUUCUUGUCGCGAAAAAGAUCUUUGGAAAAUUAAGCGUUAAAUUAUAUGUUGAACUUUUGUUAACACUUAUGUUGUAUUAUGCUAGUUGUUGGACAGAAUAUCGGUGCGUUGCCUGGUGUCCCUGGUACCCCUGGAGUUCCUGGAGGUCCUGGUGGAAGAACCACAGGUAAACCUAACGUAUGCACGACUGAGCUAUCUGCUAGGUGGUAGGUGAUGAUCUAACAGACAUGCGUUCAAAUGUAAUCGUUCAAGCGAACAGAUCUCGAGUCAGUUGUUGAGUCAUUCAAUUUAUCUCAAUUAUUUCUCCUUUCGAUUUGUGCUUUUUCAUAACGUUACCCUUUUUUCCUUUUCUUAGCUGCUGUCGAUCUAGGUUUUAUUAUCGAUGGUUCUGACAAUAUGGGACAAGCAAACUUCAAGCAUGCAUUACAUUUCGCUCGAGACAUUGUUAAUGCUUUCCCAGUUUCCCUGGACGGUGUCCACAUUGGUCUAGUCGUAGUAUCAAAUGAGGCAAUACUGUCUUUCCGUUUUAAUCUUUACACCUCGAAGUCCAUCGUUGGUGCAGUUAUAUUACAAACUCCAUACCGAGGUGGUAAUUCCGCUACCGGCGCUGCGAUCUCUAAGGCCAAGACUAUGCUGUUUGAUUCCUCAAAACGAGAAGCGGCUAAGGUAUGGGAAGAUACAUUAUGGUAGAAUUUGGUAAAUGAGUUGGCAUACAGCAACACGAGGUGGUAUACAGUAAUUGGGGUAUAGCUAAAUCUAAGCAAGAUUAAAGUUUCCUCAGUCAGUUCUAUAAUGGAAGCGUGUCUCACUAAACACUAAACACUAUCCUACAAUAGGCAGUUAUGAGAAUGAUAUGAUUUUGCUGCCCACUCAAAAGUCGAUCCAAACAAUUUAAUAUUGGGUGGUUGGAGUUCUUCACUCACAACAUCCCCUCCUCCCGUUUCUAAUUUUGUUUUGUUUUGUUUUUUAAGGUGUUAGUUCUAAUCCUUGGUUCAAGUUCUUCUGACGAUGUUCGUGGUCCUAGUGACACCAUCAAGGGAAGUGGUGUAAAAACUAUCGCAGUUGGCACAGAUAGUUCUGUUCCUGUCAAUCAACUUAAUAUCAUCGCUACUGGAGGAGAUGCUGUUAUAACUACUACCACCAUUAUCAAGAUUAAUAUUAUUCUACAGCCUGUCAUUGAUAAAAUCAAUGAUGGUAAGUGUUAUGAUAUCAUUAGAAUUUAUGUAAUGUAUCUAACAAAUCUAUCUACGAUUUUACCCUCAGAUCACUAAAUGCAAGAGAGCAAGUCGAAAUGCAAGACGAACAGGGGCGGAUCUACCGGUGGGGUGCAGAGUGGUAACGAAUUAAUAUGGUGCUCAAAAUGCAGGAAAUGACAUUUCAGGGAUUUAAAUUUCAAACAGUUUCUGGAGAGAAUGCUCCCGUACCACCCCCUCUAACAAAUUAGGCCAGAUCGGCCCCUGAAGACGAGGCCAUUAUGUCCGUUUUAAGAAAAAAAGAGGAAUAGCAGACUCAGAUUUCGAUCAAACUUCAACCAGUCCUGUGAUUUCAUCCAAACUUCACCCAGUUUGAGGACUUUAACAAACUUCAUCCAGUCCUAAGACUUGAUCGAACCGAUUGAACUAACUCUAGUCUUAAGACUUAAUGAAACCUUAUCUAGUUCGAGCACAUGAUCAAACUUCAUCACGUUCAGAGACUUGGUUAAACUUUACCUAGUCCUGGAACUUGAAUCUAAGCAAGAUUAAAGUUUCCUUUAAUCUAACUUUGUCAGUUGUUUUCUCCUUUUUCACCAUUCCAAAAUACUCUGUAUUUUUAGUAAUUGGACAGCCUAUUGGAGUUGGCCCGUCUGGACCACCAUCGCCUCCCACUCCACCAGUUUCAGAGGAACAUCUCUUCACUGUGACGGUGUAUACUGGCUCUGUGAAAGGAGCUGGGACCACAUCUAAUGUUUAUCUUACCAUAUUCGGCAAGAAAGGAAGCACCAAUGAAGUUCAUCUCAAAAAAGGCGGGAAAACAUUGUUCACAAAAUCACAGUAAGGGAAAGAAACAUUUUGAACUAGAGGGCACUCGAAGAAUGCAUACAUCCGCCAGGGAUUAAGUUAUGUAUCGUGCAUAAAUUAUACAAUGUGGGCUAAUUACGCAUUUAACCCAUUUGUCCAUUAGUCUCACGAGUGUUUGUAUUAAUAUGUUUGAUAUUUUUAAUCGUUCUGACAGACACACACACCACACACACACACACACACACACACACACACACACACACACACACACACACACACAAGACACACACACACACGUACAAACACUACUCAAAACAUAACCUCCAGGCGGAGGUACCUUCGCAAUUUCCGCUCUUUAUUUUAAGGGAUGCAUUUAACUUAAUAUAUACCAUAAUCGUGUUUGUUUUAUCUGCAGUCGACUUCACUAAUACGUCAUUCUUGUCUUUUUACAGAUCUGAAGAAUUCAAACUGGAAUCUCUGGAUCUUGGACAAUUGAUUAAAAUCCGUAUUCGUCAUGAUAAUUUGAAUGGAGAUGGUUGGUUUUUGGAAAAAGUACGUCUUACACUAUUAUGGCUCAGAUGUUGUUUCUGAAAGUUGAGAAAGUGGUAGAUCUAUUCUAUCCAGGUGAAUGAAUGUAUCAACAAUUGACAGUUGUGUUCAUCUACCUAGAUAACAGUUAAAGACGAAAAGACGGGCGCAUUUUACAUAUUCACUGCUGGAAGAUGGCUGGAUAGUAAACAAGAAGACAAGAAAAUUGAUAUAAUUAUUCUUGUUGAUAAGUCGUUGGUGCCAGGAGGACCAGGUUUGCAGGCUAUCUGCUUAUAUAAUGCGUAUUUGUGGUCAUUGUUUCUCAAUUCACUCACAUAUAAUUAAUCUAAAUGCUCGUAUACUUUUGUUCCAUCCUAUAUGCUUACAUUAUCAGAACUAGUGAACAAUCUGAAAGUUCGAAUUGGGUAACAACACAUAUCGAUGAACCAUUACACACUUAUCUUAUCCACGAAGAUAAAUUCAUAUAAUAAAAAUUUAUUCAUAUCUUUGCAUUCUUCUAGGUGGUGAAAUCAAAGCUGCUGAUAUAGGAAUUAUCUUGGAUGGCUCCCGAGGUGUGCAAGAAGAGAACUUCAAACGACAACUGGAACUUGUCAAGCUGAUCAUUCAGUCAUUCAGAGUCUCUCAAGAGGAAGUACACUUUGGUAUUGCUGUCACAACAUUGAAAUCCGAAGUCGUCAUACAACUGGACGAGUACACUGACUCCGCCACUCUUCAAGCAGGUGUAGAUAAACUGUCUUAUCCAGCAGGGAGAAGGAAUACCGGGGCUGCUAUCAAGUUAGCCCAAGACCAGCUAUUCACAAAAGCCCGUGCGGGCAUUCCCAGGGUUCUGAUUAUUUUCGUUGGUGGAAAGUUAAAGGACAACGCGAUCGAGCCUGCUGAGGCAAUUAAAAAGACUGGCACUAAGCUGGUUGUGAUUGGAAUUCGAAAGAACGUUAACCCUGUUGUGAAAGAAUUGAAAUCUAUUGCAUCCAAGCCUGAUUUUGUAAUCAUCCAGCAGUAUGUAAUCUACAUUACAGCCAUUAUUGCUCCCCUGGUUGACAAGAUAAAUGAAGGUAAUUUAUGGGAUCAUCAUAACAUGUUAUUUCUGUGUUUUUACAUUGUACCAACUGUUAAAAUCAAGGAAAACCUCGUUAGUUCCACAGUGGUGGCACCAAGGGGAGGGGGGAGGGAGGCACAGCCUUCCUGUCGGGAGCCCUAGCUAGCCAUAGCUUAAUAGAUUCGUCGGGGAAACUAAGAAAAAAGUUUGCAGGAAUUCCGAAAAGCACGAUCUUGUCGCCAUGCUCGUUCUCCCGCAUGUUAUUAUGUUAAUGAAUAAUUUACGUUAAUAUUUAUUCACUUCUGCACUAGCUAGCAAGGUGCGAUUUUAGUGCGUAUAGUCACGCACGUUUCCUAAUAUAGUACACAAGUUACGCAAGUUCCAGACAUUCCAAACUGUUUAGUUACUAGACAUUCCAAACUGUUUAGUUAUCAAUACAUAAAUAUAGUAUGCUACAUGACAUCAUUAUAAACACCUCAUAUUCUAAAUGUAGCUUUCGCAUAAUAUAUAUGAACAUAUACUUGCGCAUUUUAUGUAAAUAACUUAUAAUACAGUAAAGAUAUCUUAGUCUAUCUCGCUUGGCGCACUCAAGGGGAUGUCGACGACUUCAUACGUGAAAUAAGUGUUCUGCGGAAUAUUUCUACUUGAACCAGCAAUCAUCUCCAAUUUGGAAAUCAUGGAUAACUACACUUCUAACAUUUUAUGUUUUCGCGAGGGACACGCGUGUCUGAACUUCCUACUGUAUAAACUUCGUAUAUUGAUUCGUACUUUUUAUAAAGACCACAUCAUGUUGGCUCAAUUGUAUAUUUUAAGUAUAUAAAAUAUGUUAGUAGCCUAUAUAUUCAUUAAUUUUGCUACUUUAACAUACUUAACCAUGAAAAAAUUUGCAUAACCCUCCCCCCGUCGGGUAACAUAGCGCCUCGGUCGGGGAAUUUCUGGUGCAACCACAGGGCUUAGCCUGUAACUUCCAGAUUGCCACCCAUGGAAUUCGGAAUAAAUUCAGAUAUUUAGCCCAUGGUCAGAGUAAUUGGUGUUAGUCUGGCAUGUACGUAUUGCAUGACUAAAAGUCUCUAUGUACUAUUUAAAACACGAGUACGAGUGUUUUAUCAAAUAUGAAACGCGAGGCGCAGCCGUGCGUUUUAUGUCUGAUAAAACACGACAACGAGUGUUUUGAAUAGCUUAAAAUACGACUACAAAAGAAUACUAAUUAGGAUGAACCAUUAUAUAAUCAUACUAAUCAGGAUGAACAAUUAUAUAAUGCCACAUACCUUAUCAGAUAUAAAGUCACUCCACGUGACAUAUUAUGUCUGACAUGAUUUGCCACAAGGUUUAUGAAUUAUUAAUGAGUGUUUUAAAUCCAUUUGGUUAGGUUCUAUAUAAUAUUAUAUAUCUUUUUGUAGCUAUCGGCUCUCCAAUAGGACGGCCUCCAAAUCCUCUUGUUGGUCCAGAUGGUGUGCCAACGGGUAUGUAUCUUUUUGUUUUCCAUGUUUUUGCAUAAAUGAUAUUUGUUUCUUUCUUUUUUGAUAUGUAAAAAUACUAUCGAAAAAAACGAAUAGUUCAACUAAAUAUUUAAACUUUGGAGAAGAUUAAUUAAACCAUUUUGGUCUUCUGGUUUUUUGAGUGUCCUUAAAUUUCUUCAUAUUUCUGUAGUUCCAUUUGACUUGGGCUUCUUGGUGGAUGGCUCGAAACGCGUUGGGAAACAUCGUUUCAAACUCCUUAUGCAGUUUGUAAAAUACAUCUACAAACCAUUUGCUGUAUCUCAAAAAGCCGUUCAUGUUGGUUUGGUGGUCUUUACCGAUACAGGUAAACUGCAGAUUGGCCUGAAGGAUCAUUUCGGCCAAGUCGCACUGGAUAAAGCUGUCAACCAAAUUUCCUACCCUGGACAAAGGGGACAUUCUCUUGGACAAGCUGUGGUUGACACUAAGAGAGUUCUGUUUGAUGCAAGUGGUAGAAAAAAUGUACGAAAGGCUUUAGUAACCAUAGUGGUAGGAACAUCAGAUGAUGAUAUUGCUUCAGCCGCUACUGCCUUGAAGACAGAUGGAAUAACAUCAGUCGUCGUUGGUAUGGUAAAAAACAAUGGCAAACAGAUUGAGACUUUGGCAAGCUCAAGCAAACAUUACUACAUUAACCUUGUAUAUCAUUCUCUGGCUGCUACAAUCGAUGGCGUCAUUGAAAAAAUUGGUAAGUGCAAGAAGUCGAUUUCAUUUAAAGCUUACACAUCUUGUUAACUUUAAUCUUGUACUGUAUUCAGAUUAAGCCAAAAAUCCAAGAUGGUUAUCUUCGAUUCAUAUAUAUAUAUAUAUAUAUAUAUAUAUAUAUAUAUAUAUAUAUAUAUAUAUAUAUAUAUAUAUAUAUAUAUAUAUAUAUAUAUAUAUAAAAUAAAAAUAUUUGAAUAUAGUAUAUUCAACUGUGUGAAUUGAGCAAAAAUUAUUAUUAUAUGGCAAGCAAUUGUUUUGGUAAAGCGCGGAAUUUCUCUUUCCCCAAAGCUGCGACGGGAGUCGAGUUUCAAACAAAAUAUUCUCUAAAAGUUUUUUCAAAAUAUUCAAAACGGAAAAAGGGUAACUGCUGUUAUUAAAGAACUCUUUCAAUAAGUACAAAAUCAAUUUUACCAUUAAAUUUUACCAUUGUUCAACUAUUAAUUAAAGCCGUCUCUUAAGAUUGCAAGUGUAUAUUUGGUUUGCAGGUGGCGUGGAGGAAUUUGACACUUACUGACACAAAAAUACAAUUAAAGAAGCCACAGAUUUAUCAAUUUCGUUCGAAAAUAUAUACUUUUGUUAGUUGAAAAAGGACAUGAAUAUGAAAUCAAGACAUACUUAAAUAUAAAGACAUACUUUGUCGGUACUGUAUAUUUAUUUAUUUACAGUAUAAUAACUCUCUUUCUCGAGCAUACGCGAAGAAUUUCGGCAUUUUAAAACACAAAUUUGUCCCGAAAUUUGUAAGCGACCGACAACUUCGGAAAAUCAAAAUUGAAAGACGCUUAGAUGCGAAAAUUCGGAAACGAUUUCGGAAACAUUAAUUUUCGAUUACGGAAAAAACAAAUUGCGGUUUUGUCUCGGCAAAGGUCGACCGCGGUUUUUGUUUCGGUCAAACGAUGUCAAACCAUAGAUAUGUCAAACCUUAGAUAACCUAGGUCAAACCCUCGGUCAAACGGUUUGACCUAGGUUCGACCUAGGCUUGACAAGGUUCGACCUACGUUUGACCUAGUUUAACCGCGGUUUUUGUUAGGUUAUCUCUGGAUAGUACUGUACAUACUUUUUUAUAUUAAAUGACUAAAUACCUCGUGAUUACCUUGAAAUACUAUCCAAAACUUUGACUUUUCCCUAGUGUGACCAUGUUUUCCAUUUUGUUACAAAUGUACAAUGCGAAAAAAUAAAAAAUUCAAACCUCAGUUUUGCUGUUUUGAGUUCAGCAAGAACUUUGUUUGAUUUUUUCAUACAAGCUAAAUGGUUGAGGUCAGUAAGUUACUAAGAUUUCACUUGUUUAAUACAUGUUUCAAUCCCAAAACUAUUCUUUUUUUUUUCAGGUGCACCCAUUCCGGCAGCACCAGAACCAGGAAAUCCAGGAACAGGUGGGUCUGGGCAACCAGGUGGGCCAGGAGGCCCAGGUGGGCCAGGUGGGCCAGGAGGCCCAGGUGGACCAGGUGGUCCUGGUGGACCUGGAGUGCCAGGUGGACCGGGGGUACCGAGUACUCCAGGUAUUCCAGGUCGUCCAGGAAAACCUGGAACUCCUGGAUCACCAGGGGGUCCAGGGGGACCUGGGGGACCAGGACAACCUGGAGGAAUAGGUGGGCCAGGUGGACCAGCGGGUCCAGGUGGCCCAGGUGGCCCUGGGGGACCAUGUGGUCCAGGUGGACCAGGUGGUCCAGGUGGACCUGUUGGACCAUCAUGUGCUCCUGGAACUCCAGGUGGCCAUUCAGGCCCAGGUGGACCAGGUGGACCUGGCGGACCUGGUGGGCCAGGUGGGCCAGGAGGAACUAAUGGACCUACACCACCAGGUGGCCCAGGAGAGCCUGGUGGACCAUUUGGACCUGGUGGAACUGGUGGUCCAGGUGGUCCUGGCGGACCUGGGGGACCUGGUGGUCCUGGAGGUCCUGGUAUGCCUGGUGGCCCUGGUGGUCCGAGUGGACCAGGUGGCCCUGGUGGACCUGGGGGACCUGGAGGACCAACUGUUCCAAGUGGACCCGGACAGCCAGGGAAUCCUGGUGGUCCAGGAGGACCUGGUGGUCCUGGUGGCGUAGGUGGACAGGGCGGACCCAAUGGACCAGGAGGCCCAGGCGGGCCAAAUGCUAAUAAUAUUCCAGGUACACCUGUACAACCACCUAACACUGGAGGACCAGGUCAACCUGGAGGACCUGGGGGACCUGGGGGACCAGGAGGACCUGGUGGCCCUGGUGGCCCUGGCGGUCCAGGAGGACCAGGAGGGCCAGGUGGUCCAUCUCAACCAGGCAAACCAGGAAUACCUACAAACCCACCUGGCUCCCCAGGUGGUGCUGGUGGACCAAAUGGUCCAGGUGGCCCAGGUGGACCAGGUGGUCCUGGAAUGCCAGGAGGUCCUGGUGGUCCUGGAGGACCAGGUGGCCCUGGUGGUCCAGGUGGUCCCGGUUCUCCAGGUGGCAAAGUGCCAGGAAGUGUAGGGCAGCCGGGUGGACCAGGUGGUCCUGGUGGGCCAUCUGGACCUGGAGGUCCUGGUGGACCAGGUGGCCCUGGAGGCCCAGGAGGACCUGGAGGGCCUGGUGGACCUGCCAUGCCUGGUAAUCCUGGUGAUCCAGGUGGUCCUCAAGGCCCAGGUGGACCUGGUGGUCCUGGAGGACCUGGAGGACCUGGUGGUCCUAGAGGACCAGAAGGACCACUAAUGCCAAGUGGACCAGGAGGGCCAAAAGGCCCAGGUGGUCCUGAAGGACCUGGUGGUCCGGGUGGACCUACAACACCAGCUACUCCCGGGAAUCCAGGUCAACCAGGUGGCCCAGGUGGGCCUGGUGGACCAGGCGGACCUGGUGGACAAGGAGGACCUGGAGGACCUGGAGGACCAACUCCCCCUGGAGGGCCUGGAGAACCUGGAGGUCCACUUGGACCUGGGGGUCCAGGUGGAUCAGGAGGUCCUGGUGGACCUGGUGGACCUGGAGGACCAGGAGGACCUGGUGGUCCAGGAAAACCAGGAAAGCCAGGAGCACCAGGUGGUCCAGGGUUCCCUGGAAAGCCAACCACACCUGCUCAACCAGGACAGCCUGGCCAACCUGGUGGUAUUUUCGGUCCUGGUGGACCAGAAGGCCCAGGAGGACCUGGUGCUCCAGGUGGCCCUGGCCAACCUGGUGGAAUUGGUGGACCAGGUGGUCCAGGAGGACCUCAAGGACCAGGUGGCCCUGGUGGACUUGGUGGCCCUGGACAACCUGGUGGUCCUAAUGGUCCAACUCCUCCUGGAGGACCUGGUAAACCUGGUGGCCCGGGUGGGCCAGGAGGACCAAGUGGUCCUGGUGGUCCUGGGGGACAAGGUGGUCCUGGAGGACCUGGUGGACCCGGAGGACCAGGUGGUCCAGCUAUACAUCCUGGAAAACCAAAGGAAGGGGAACCAGGUGGUCCCGGUGGCCCUGGUGGACCUGGAGGCCCUGGCGGCCCGCAAGGCCCAGGAGGACCUAAGGGCCCUCAAGGCCCUUUACAACCAGGUGGACCUGGAGGACCAAAUGGUCCUGGAGGACCAGGCAGUCCUGGUGGGCCAGGUGGACCGGCUGUUCCUAGUGUUCCUGGGAAUCCUGGAAAUCCAGGUGGACCAGGAGGCCCUGGUGGGCCUGGUGGGCCUGGAGGUAUUGGAGGUCCUGGUGGACCUGGUGGACCUACUGCCCCUCAAGGUCCUGGUCAACCUGGGAACCCUCAAGGACCAGGCGGUCCUGGUGGUCCUGGUGGACCUGGUGGUCCUGGAGGUCUUGGUGGACCUGGGUCACCUGGAGGACCAGGUGGUCCAGUGGUUCCCGGACAAGGAAAACCUACUACCCCCGGGGAACCUGGUCAGCCUGGCAGUCCAGGAGGACCUGGAGGUCCAGGUGGACCAGGAGGCCCAGGAGGGCCUGGUGGCCCAGGAGGGCCUGGUGGCCCUGGAGGACCUGGUAAACCAGGAGAACCUGGACAACCAAGUGUACCUGGUACUCCUGGUAGACCAUUAGAACCGGGUGGUCCUGGAGGUCCAGGGGGUCCUGGAGGACCUGGUGGUUCUGGGGGACCUGGAGGUAAAACCCCUCCAGGUGGCCCUGGUGAGCCUGGUGGUCCAAAAGGACCUGGUGGUCCUGGUGGUCCAGGUGGUCCAAAAGGACCUGGUGGUCCAGGCGGGCCCAAAGGUCCUUUAUCACCUGGUGGCCCAGGAGGCCCUAAUGGUCCUGGUGGACCUGGAGGUCCAGGAGGGCCUAAUGGUCCAACACCACCUGGUGGCCCUGGGCAACCUGGUGGUCCUUUAGGGCCAGGUGGACCGGGAGGACCAGGAGGUCCUGGAGGGCCAGGAGGCCCAGGUGGACCUGGUAGUCCAGGGGGACCUGGUGGACCAGCUGUUCCAAGUGGUCCAGGAAAGCCUGGUAGCCCUGGUGGUCCUGGAGGACCCAACGGACCAGGUGGACCUGGCGGCCCUGGUGGCACAGGAGGUCCUAGUGGACCUGCUGGUCCUGGGGGACCUGGAGGCCCAGGAGGACCUUUCGGUCCUGGUGGUCCUGGUGGCCCAAAUGGCCCUGGAAGUCCAGGAGGACCUGGUGGUCCAAGUGGACCUGGUGGUCCAGGUGGCCCUGGUGGACCUCAUGGCCCAGCUAUACCAACUAGCCCAGGGCAACCAGGAAGUCCAGGUGGGCCUGGUGGACCAACAGGACCAGGAGGGCCUGGUGGACCUGGUGGACCUGGUGGCCCACAAGGUCCUGGUGGUCCUGGAGGUCCAUCUGUUCCUGACAUUCCUGGGCAGCCUGGUAAACCAGGGGCUCCCGGAGGGCCCAAUGGACCUGGUGGACCUGGAGGACCUGGUGGACCUGGAGGUCCAGGUGGACCUGGAAGUCCAGGUGGACCUGGUGGGCCUAAAGGUCCUGGGGGUCCAGGUGGACCUGGUGGUGAUAAUGGCCCUAAUAUUCCAAGUGGACCUGGACAACCUGGGAAUGCUGGUGGUCCUGGUGGCCCUGGUGGACCUGGAGGCCCUGGUGGACCCGGUGGACCUGGUGGCCCUGGUGGACCAAAUGCACCAAAAGGACCUGGAAAUCCUGGAGGUAUGUGCUUUUAAAUAUCUUUAUAGGGACAUAUUCAUCAUUGUUAUUCUGACCUGUACUCGUCAUUUAGUGGGGAGUUUAAGAUGCCGACAACGAACAACAGGUACGGAGUACGGUUGAACGCUUGUUUUCGCAAUGAUUUAACAAUGGCAGACAAAAUUUACAUAUCCCCAGAGCAUACUUUUCACGGUAGCGACCUUGGCUACAACGUAAAAAUCACAUUCUUGUGUUGUAAAACAGAUUCAAGUACAUAGUACCGAAACUGACUAUGCAACGUUGCAGAUUGGAGAAAUGAUGAAAAUUAAAGAUGAAACUUAUCGAACACAAAACCAUGCGCAUAAAACAUAUUUGGGAUAAAUUUGUUGUGACAAGCAUUUAGUAUUUGCAUAUAUAUAACAAGAACUAUUUCAAACGUAGUCGGUAGUUCGUCGUCAAGAUCUUAAACUCCCUAGUCUGCAGGAUGCACAGUUCGAAAAUGUCCGCUAACCUGAACAAUUCGCACAAUUUGUGAAAACUUUAUGCAUGGGUUGUUUGGGUCUGCUAGUAUCUUUACCACUAAAAUUAUUUUGAAGAGUAAAGUGCGGCAGAAUUGUUUUCAAAAACCUCUUUAAAAAUGGCUUUCAUACAAAAAUGAAGGCUUAAAAUGCAAUUUCGAUUCAUUAGGUGCAAAUUUGGAAGAUUGUCCAUGAACUAUCAAAGUACAAGGCAGUUUGAAGUCCAACACUCAACCACUAAAACUUGGAGCUGUUGGUGUAUUGGCUCCGUUCACGCACAAUUUAUUAAACACUGAAACACAUGACUGAUUUUGUGCAUUGAUUGACUUUACGCAUGAUUGAUGUCUUCCAAAAGGUUUAAAAAUUAUACCUGCUUGGCUACUAUAUAGGGCAGAAAGAUCGAAGUUAUAGAGGUCGUGCAUUGUACUUAAUGUACGUCAAAUUAUCUGACACUAUAAACAUGAAUCUUUGAUAAUUGCUUUUUGAGCCUUACAUUUUUGUGUGCAAGACAUUUUUAAAGUGUUUUUCAAAAACAACCGUCCUGUACUCGAUGGUUUACUUGUCAAAAUAAUUUUAGUAGUAAAUAUACUAGCAUACCCCAAACUACCCAUGCUUGCAUAACGUUUUCACAAAUGUUGUAGAAUUUGCAGUUUAGCGACAAUUUCAAAUACACCGUGUAAUUAUACAUUAUAAUAGAUCAGUUGACUGAUAGUUUUCUGAGGUGUGUGAUUAUUUAUAUUCACAUAUAAGAGGCAGUGCUUUUCUGAAACACAUCUUUUGAGGCAAUAGUAAUUCAGAUAAGAAUUAUUCGGGAAAUCAUAUUACAAUAUAAAAAAUUAUGGUAACUUAUUAUACCAAAUCAAACGUUUUUUGGCGCAUUGGGUACACACAUGUAUUUGUUCUUGACACAGUAGUUGUGAAUUCAGAUAUUCAAAAUUGUCAAUGUAGUAAUAUAAACAAAGUUGAAUUUUGAUUCCAUACUUAUUGAACCCCGAUCACUUCCCCCCCCCCUGCUGCUCAAUUUCUCCAUUUUAAAUAUUUCGUUAACUAUUAAAUGUACCAAAUUAUAAGUUUUUAGCAUAAAUUUCAAAGGACAUCCUAUAUUUUUAGGACUUAAUGGCCCUGGUGGACCUAAUGGACCUGGAGGACCUGGUGGUCCUGGUGGUCCUGGUGGACCUGGUGGUCCUGGAGGACCCGGUGGACCUGGUGGUAAAGGUGGUUCUGGAGCACCAGGAGGACCUGGUGGACCAAAUGGGCCUGGUGGACCAAAUGGGCCAGGUGGACCUGGGGGACCAGGAGGGCCAAAUGGACCAUCUGUACCAGGAGGACCAGGUAAACCUGGAAGUCCCGGAGGACCAGGUGGCCCUGGUGGUCCUGGAGGCCCUGGAGGACCUGGAGGUAAAACUCCUCCAGGAAGACCAGGAACACCUGGUGGUCCCAAAGGUCCAGGAGGCCCUGGGGGACCAGGUGGACCCGGAGGGCCUGAGGGACCUGGUGGUCCAGGAAAACCAGGAGGGCCUGGGGGUCCAGGCGGACCUGGUGGCCCAGGAGGUCCUGGAGGCCCACAAGGACCAGGUGGACCUGGUGGAACACCUGGAGGUCCUGGAGAGCCAGGUGGUCCACUUGGACCAGGAGGCCCAGGAGGUCCAGGUGGACCUGGUGGGCCAAGUGGUCCUGGUGGACCUGGUGGGAAAACACCACCAGGUGGCCCUGGGCAACCUGGAGGGCCUAGUGGACCUGGUGGACCAACAGGUCCAGGAGGCCCUGGAGGUCCUGGUGGUCCAGGAGGACCACAAGGUCCACUAAGCCCUGGAGGUCCUGGUGGACCAGGAGGGCCAGGGGGGCCAAAUGGUCCUGGUGGACCAAGUGGACCAAAUGUACCUGGUGGCCCAGGGCAGCCUGGUAGGCCAGGUGGACCUGGUGGUCCUGGUGGACCUGGUGGGCCUGGUGGACCUGGUGGGCCUGGUGGGCCAGGAGGAAAGACACCUCCUGGCGGACCUAGUGAACCUGGUGGUCCAAAUGGACCUGGAGGCCCAGGAGGACCUGGUGGAUUUGGUGGCACUGGAGGUCCUGGUGGACCUGGAGGGCCUGGUGGUCCUGGCGGACCAAUGGGACCUGGUGGACCCAAAGGACCAGGUGGUCCAGGAUCUCCUGGAAGCCCUGGUGGACCUGGUGGUCCAGGGGGACCAGGUGGGCCUGGUGGUCCAAAUGGUCCCACAGGUCCAAAUGGGCCAGGUGAGCCUGGUGGGCCUCUAGGACCAGGAGGACCUGGGGGACCUCAAGGGUCAGGUGGUCCUGGAGGACCAGGAGGGCCAGGUGGCCCAGGGAAACCUAAUGCUCCUGGUCAGCCUGGUGCCCCAGGUGGACCCGGUGGACCAAAUGGCCCUGGCGGACCAGGAGGACCUAAAGGACCCCUCAUGCCAAGUGGUCCUGGUGGUCCAAAUGGCCCUGGUGGUCCAGGUGGACCUGGUGGUCCUGGUGGGCCUAGUGUGCCAGAAGGCCCAGGUAAUCCUGGAAGACCUGGUGGUGCUGGAGGUCCUGGUGGACCUGGUGGACCCGGUGGGCCUGGUGGACCUGGUGGACCUGGUAAACCCAGUGGUCCUGGAGGACCUGCAAAGCCUGGAGAAAAACCAAGCAAACCUGGAAUUCCUGGAGGUAACUAACUGUAAAGUUUAUAUUGUAAUACAUUGUUUCAAAUUACGCUGGAGUGUUAGGAAUUUUCCAGAACUGUUCCCUAAACUGCGAAGUGUACCUCUAUCUUAGGCCUCCCUUUAGGAAUGCAUGGUUUUGUGGAACAUCAAUAGAGGAAUUUUUUGAGGAACGCUAACUAUGAGCCUUGUUUGUGCUCAGUGUCUUUUUACUAGCCAGUUUUCAAAUAUUGGUGAAACAGUUUUCAAAUUAGAAAUGCGAAGGUGGCGUCUAGGUAUUCGAUGAUCCUAAAUUUGCUCACGUUUUAGUUUCAGUAUUUUGCUAAAAUUACUGUUAUUAUCGCUGGCUAUCUAUUAUACAGGGUGUCUAAACUUAGCUAAACAAUUUAAUAAUAAUCCAUCAAUAUUUUCCAUCGUAAACGUAGCUAAACAAUUCAAUUUUUACACAGGACGAUAGAACAGUUAUUUAGCUUUUCUAUGAUACCUUUUUAAACCAUAACGAUGAAAAAUGGCCACAUACUUGUCAAAUAAAAAUUGCCGGUCGAAAUCACAUUCUUUCACCGUUGGGAAUUAAACAUACAUUAAUUAUACAAAGUUAAUCAAUCCAAAAGUAACACGAGCCUGCUGCAAGGUGUUUGUUUCGUAAAACGUUUUGAUUACGAAUGUUCUCUGUUCAAUGGUUAAUUGAACCAUGUUUAAUUUAAUGGACGUUCUUAUUGUCUCACUAAGACGAAGAUUGACAAGUUGAGCUCAUUUUAGAUAAUUUAACAUUCAACUUUAAUUCCUUCCUAGGAAUUGUCUAUGUUUCGUUUUCCAUGCAAUUCCCAAUGGUGGAAGAAUGUGGUUUCGACCGGCAUUUUUUAUUUGACGAAUAUGUGGCUAUUUCUCAUCAUUACGAUUUAAAAGGAGCAUCAUUGAAAAGCUAAACAACUGUUCUUUCGUCCUAUGUAAAAAUUAAUUUUUCGCCACGUUUAAUAUGCACGGACAGCCUGUUGAAUUUCCAUUUCGUAGAGGAAAAAGAAAAAGAAAAUGAAAUACUAUUAGGGUUCAUCGUAGGUUGAUGUGACAACUUAAAAUAUAAUAAGGGAUAAUAUACUGUAACAAAACAGGAUUAUUCUGUAGACUUUGAUACAUUGCCACUUAAUGACAAAUCGACUGUAUACACUACAUUGCAUUCUACAUCUCUUCGAAAUCUAAUUAAUAAUCUUGUGAUGUUAACAUUGCAUAAUAUGUUGUGACAUAGUAUGUAUAUAUUUUCAGAUUAUAUUUCCUAUUAUUUGUAAUUGAGUAAUCCUGGUUUUAAUGUGCAUUUUAGGACCAGGAGGACCAAAUGGACCUGGUGGGCCAGGAGGACCUGGAGGCCCAGGUGGCCCAAGUGGGCCUGGUGGACCUGGUGGACCAGGAGGCCCUGGAGGCCCUGGUGGUGUAGGUGGUCCUAAAGGUCCAGGUGGACCUGGAGGACCUGGUGGCCCUGGAUCCCCAAAUAUGCCUGGUGGACCUGGUGGUCCAGGUGGCCCUAAUGGGCCUGCUUCGCCUGGUAGACCCGGUGACCCUGGUGGACCUGGGGGUCCGGGAGGACCUGGUGGACCUAGUGGCCCAGGAGGACCUGGAGGACCUGCAGUGCCUGUUGGGCCAGGUCAACCUGGUAAUCCCAAUGGGCCAGGUGGCCCUGGUGGGCCUGGUGGCCCUGGUGGUCCAGGUGGCCCUGGUGGACCUGGAAAACCUGGUGGACCUGGCGGACCAGGAGGUCCAGGUGGACCUCAUGGACCUGGUGGACCUGGUGGUCCUGGAGGGCCAGGAACACCUGGAGGGAAACCUACAAUACCCAGUAAACCUGCAAGCCCUGGAGAUCCGGGAGGACCUUUGGGACCAGGUGGCCCAGGCGGACCAGGAGGUCCUGGUGGGCCAGGUGGACCCGGAGGACCUGGCGGUAAAACACCACAAGGAGGGCCUGGGGGACCUGGUGGUCCAAAUGGCCCUGGUGGACCAGGUGGGCCAGGUGGACCAAAAGGACCAGGCGGUCCUGGUGGUCCACAAGGACCAUUGUCACCUGGUGGGCCAGGAGGGCCAGGAGGGCCAGGUGGUCCAAAUGGUCCUGGUGGUCCAAAUGGACCAACUCCCCCUGGUGGCCCAGGUGAACCUGGUGGACCAGAUGGUCCUGGUGGACCAGGAGGUCCAGGUGGACCUGGGGGCCCAGGAGGUCCAGGUGGUCCUGGUGGACCUAAAGUGCCUGCUCAACCAGGUCAGCCUGGAAAUCCUGAAGGACCUGGCGGUCCUGGUGGGAAUGGUGGCCCAGGAGGACCAGGUGGUCCAGGAGGACCUGGCAGUCCUCAAGGGCCUGGCGGACCUCAUGGACCUGGAGGACCGGGUGGACCUGGUGGCCCAGGAAGUCCUGGUGGCCCAGGUGGACCAAAGGGUCCUGGUGGUCCUGGUGGACCUGGCGGCCCUAAUGGUCCAACCCCUGCGGGAGGUCCUGGGAAACCUGGAGGACCUGGAGGACCUGGUGGGCCAACAGGACCAGGAGGACCAGGUGGGCCAGGAGGUCCUGGUGGUCCAGGAGGGCCAGGUGGGCCCAGAGGCCCUGCUAUUCCUGGUGGACCUGGACAACCUGGGAGUCCUGGAGGUCCUGGUGGACCUAAAGGACCUGGUGGGCCUGGUGGACAAGGUGGACCUAGUGGACCAGGAGGACCAUUAACUCCUGGUGGUCCUGGUGGCUCAAAAGGUCCUGGUGGUCCAGAAGGACCUGGAGGACCUGGUGGGCCUGCUGUACCCAGUGGACCUGGACAGCCUGGUAGUCCUGGGGGACCUGGAGGACCUGGAGGACCUGGUGGACCUGGAGGUGCUGGAGGACCUGGAGGACCGAGUGGACCAGCUGCUCCAAAAGGACCUGGACAGCCUGGAGGUAUGUAACGUAACUAUAUUUAUAACUAAAAUUAUCUUUGUAAUAGGCAAUUCCAGCUUUUAGUUUAUACCUGCAGGGGAUGAUGGGAAGUAAGGUAUCAUAUUUCUGAUUAUGCUGAAAAAUUUCAAUAAAAACUACCGAAACAACCGAAAUAUUUCAAUAUUUACAAGUAUAAGCUAUCACUCCGUGUUUACACGGCCACCAUUUUUAUUUCUUCAGCAUAAUCAGCAAUGUGAUACCUUACUUCCCAUCAUCCCCUGCACGCAUAAACUAAAAGCUGGAAUUGCCUAUAGUUCUUAUUCAGCAGCCCGAAGAAUACUGACAUCUAGAUCUGGCUAUUUGCAAAACUAGGAAUUGGGAGCCGAUUUAUAAACACAAUCAAAUUUUAGGGGGGCUGUCAGAAAAGCAUCAAAGUGCUGUUGCAAUAUUGUUGAGUAUAAAAUGACCAAAGACAUAACUUGUAUUGUUAAAAAUUAAUUACGUUUGUUAGUUCCCUUCAAGCUUUCCCAAGUUAUUUGUUGCAGCAUAGUUCACUGCAUUACAUGCAUAUGAGCAUGUUGCACAUAGCAAGAAAGCACCGACUUCUGGAAUAAACAGUUGCCAGUUUCUUCUCUUGGACUAACAUUAGGUGCCAAACAUGUCCGACUUACAUGGUAAAUGUGUACAUUGAAUCUUGACAUAAUGAGAAAAGAUGACCUUUGCUUUGCUUUGCUUUGCUUUGCUUUGCUUUGCUUUGCUUUGCUUUGCUUUGCAAAGUAUGGGGAAAAGCAUUUCCCCAAAUGGAGAAACGAGUAAAAUGCUCGGCAGUAUUAUAUGUCAAACCACUCAAUAGGAUUUUUAUUAUAUGAUAAACCUGAAAAAGUAGAUUUCAAUGUCUUUUUUGAAGGAUUUGCAUGCGUUUAGCGCUGUAAACGGCGAUGAAAACAAACGUCCUGAAACAGGUUACGAAGUUGCAUACCAAGUUAGCAACAACACACUGACGUCAUUGUUCUUGAAUUUGAUUGGAUAAAAUAUAAAAAACGAAGAAAACCUGUCCAUCAAGUUUCUUAACCAGAUAAAUUUUUAUCUGCCACAAACAAGAAAGGAGUUUUGAGUUGAAUAUAUGAAAUAUGCCGAUUAAAAGUUGUUAAAAAUGUGAAUUAAGUGGAGAAAUAGUACAUAAACACAGAUUUCUUCAACUAUUCAACGUUGUAACCACGAAUUUUGAAAAUAAAUUGUCGAUUCUGCAAGCGAGAAAUGCAGAAAGGCGCAACAAUGACUGACGCUUUGCCGCAUGUGCCAGCCUAAUAUUUUUAUGUCGAAACGGUUCAAUUACUUCACAAAUGUUCAAGUAAGUUGUCAUGAUUUGUUUUCGUUGAAAAACUAUUUCUUGAAAUAAAUUUGGAUGGUUGAGCUUUUGUUUAUAUAAUUUUUCCUGUUGACUGUUUUGCCCAACGAAUUCAAGAAAUAAAUACCUCAAAUUGCUCGCACGUUUUCUGUUUUACUUUUGAAGCUUUAUAGCGUUUUUUAUUACUGAGUUUAAAUGUUCAUAACAUUAUAUUCGAGUCUGGAGUCGCCUUUGACCUAUUAUUUUCCCUUAGUUUGUUUUUCACUCAAAAAUGUCGGAUUUUUGCUUCGUCCUAACCUGAAAAACCUGUUUAGACGAGGGCAAUACGGCUUUUUACAAUGUAAUCCGCUCUCAGAUUUUUCAUGUUCUCAUGACCUUAUUUGGUAAAAUCACGUUAUUGUGAUAUAAUAAAAACUAGUAAAAGUAAAAACUACUAAAUUUUUCAAGCCUUCAUCAGAGUAUCUGGCAAGAGUCAUUACACCUCUAUUUAUAAUUGUAUCGUUUCGCUUGAUUUCAUCUGUUAAUAUGGAGUAACAAGCCAGAAAUUCAGUGUGUUCAUUAGCCCUUGUUUUCAUUAAGGGACCGGUCAUAAAGUAAAAGGGGAGGGGGUGGGCUUGGGAAAAUUAUACAUUUGGUGUCUGCACUUUUGGUAGCCCACCCCUUAAUAGCUGCACGAAAAUUUGUGGCCCACCCUUAAAUGUCUUAAAUUGGUGCUGAAAAAUUAUGACCCACCCUUUCAGAAGACAAAAGAUACCAGCGUUCUAUUUUUCUGUUGCCAAAUAAUUCUGUUACAAUACUCAAUAGCUAUUCAAAUGGUGCAAUUAAAAUUCAGGGCCUCUUUUAAGGAUGUAUAACUGGAGGGGACAUAUUUAGCGGGGGACCUGGAGAUGUUCCAGUCGGCAAGUCUGUAUCACUGCAGCUACCAGCAUAUAUAUAUGCAUGGUUUAACUGAUGAUAAGUAUACGUCAUAGGGCAGCAGAUCAGGCUGUAACUAGGAUUCUGAGACAACCGAGUUGACCACCAAAGGUGCGAGCUUCUAGAGGACCUGCGAGCGUGCCCCCCAGAAGAUGUUGGAUUAGGCCGUUUGCCGUGACCCGAUAUCGUUCACUUUCAUUAAGCAUGUCGUGGAACUGAAAUAUUUUCACGGUAACUAACAUUUUCGAACACACUGAAUUCAAAUCCGAAAAGUUGCCGCUCCGUAGACCCACAGUUUUUUCACAAAUUGCAUUUGUAUUUAUAUUUAUAUAAACACGCGCCAUUUUGAAAUUAAAUAACAUCACUCAGAGUAUGCCGUUUUUGAUCCCCAGUCUCCGAUGCUCAUGACCGAGUUGCGAUUUAGAGCAAUGUUAUUUAAAAAUUUGCUGCAAAACAAACACAGUCACAUGGUUUUAAAAAUGGCUAGUCAGAGUGAUUUUCAGUUUAUUUGCCAGUAAAAUCGCUAAAGAAUGCGAAAUAAAAGUUUAAAUUAUUUAUUUGGCAGAGAAAAGCAAUAAGGUAGGUGUUCUCUGUGUACAUUUUUUGAGUUUGUUUUUUAUUUAUUUUUAUUUUAUUUAAAAUGCUUUGCCAUUACAAACAAUACGAAUUUACAAUACUGACAAUACAUACACUAAUACAUGGCUGGGUUAUCAUCACAGCUCCGUAGGAUAAUAUCCACGGGAGCCAAAUGGCCUAUAGAAGAACAACUAAGUGAUUAAGUGAACAACCAUCACGAUUUAUUCAGGUUAGCUCUCAGACACAUAUAAGGAAAGGAUUAAUUAAGGCCAGUCUGCUUGAAAACUCACAGUAAAAUUGUUCCAUAUCAAGUUUGCUGUUUAUGGGAAUUAUUGUUGGUCAUAAGGUGUAAAGUAAUUUAUAGAAACUGUUAUUCAAAUAUUGAUUUAUCACCCCAUGAAAUGUCAAGAAGGCCAACAAAACCAUGAACAUUUGUUUAGUAUAAAUGAUUAUUAUAUUUGCAUAACCCGCUGCUGACUUAUUUAUUCCAUGCUUUAUUGCAUCUUCAAGAUUUAGACUGUGCUAGAAUAUAUACACACACAAGAAUAUGUAAUAGAAUACAAAUAAGAUUCUGCAUGAAUAGAUUGGGUCUUAACUUGUAUUAAUUCCGUCAAUUACAAGGAAAGAUGUUUGACUGACAGAGAUCAGUCUGGUUUUGAGAUCUACAGUAGCCGCUCAUAUAAGCAGUCCCUAAAUUAGAAUAUCUACCUACAAUCCUGGAAAAAAUUAUUGUGGAUAGUGUGGACAAAAAUACAAAUACCUGCCUUGCCCAAACAUACAUGCAAAAACAGCAUUUUUUAACCGUUGAAAAGCUUCUAGAUCGGUUAGGCGAAAGCUCUGUGACUGAUGGGGGAGAUGAAGAUGCCAACAUGUGUAUGUGAACAGUAAUACUUUAAUCGUUCACACCUGUAAGUGUCCACAGAACUUUUGCCAUGAUUGUAGCCAUAGGUGGAAGCAAAGCUGUGAGUUCAAAAUAUAUUCAACAGCAUUAAUGUUUUGUUGCCCAAUUUUACAAAGUAAUACUUAAUGUGUUGUUAUAUGCUGGGUUUUUUCCAGCUUGACAGUAAACAAGUUGUUUGUUUUGUUUUAUAACCUGUUAGAAAUAAGGAAAAAUACACGAGUCCCAGGCAGCUGUGCUUGGAUCUUAACCCUUUAAAGUAGUUGGAUUGCUCCCCAAUGCACCCUACUUUAUUAGUUUACUCUGUCUAAUGCCAGACAAUUUUACUCGUCAAGUGGAAAAGUGCUGGCGCUCAUGCAAUAGGUUAAACGCCCAAGGCUCUACUAUGCAGUUGAACUAAAUGUGAUCAAUGACAGGCCGCGCUCAGAUUUGUGUACUCUGCCCUGCAUGGGGAAAGCCAUGCACUUACGAAUAAAAAAUAUUUAAUACAAGUUUAGACCUAAUCUAUUCAUGAAUCAUGCAGAAUCUUAUUUGUAUAUCCUAUUACAUAUUCUUGUGUGUAUAUAUUCUAGCACAGUCCAAAUCUUGAAGAUGCAAUAAAGCAUGGAAUAAAUAAGUCAGCAGCAGGUUAUGCAGAUAUAAUAAUCAUUUAUACUAUGCAAAUGUUCAUGGUUUUGUUGGCCUUCUUGACAUUUCAUGGGGUGAUAAAUCAAUAUAAUAAUUCUCAUAAACAGCAAACUCAAUUGAUAUGGAACAAAUUUACUGUGAGUUUUCAAGCAGACUGGCCUUAAUUAAUCCUUUCCUUAUAUGUGUCUGAGAGCUAACCUGAAUAAAUCGUGAUGAUUGUUCACUUAAUCACUUAGUUGUUCUUCUAUAGGCCAUUUAGCCUUAAACAAACUAAAAAAAUAUACACAGAGAGCACCUACCGUAUUGCUUUUCUCUGCCAAAUAAAUAAUUUAAACUUUUAUUUCUCAUUCUUUAGCGAUUUUACUGGCAAAUAAACUGAAAAUCACUCUGACAAGCCAUUUUUAAAACCACGUGACUGUGUUUGUUUUGCAGCAAAUUUAAUAACAUUGCUCUAAAUCUUAACUCGGUCAUGAGCAUCGGAGACUGGGGAGCAAAAACGGCAUACUCUGAGUGAUGUUAUUUAAUUUCAAAAUGGCGCGUGUAAAUUUUUGUUCGUCGAAGAACUAAAAAUAAAGAUGCAAUUUGUGAAAAAACUGCGGGUCUACGGAGCGGCAACUUUUCGGAUUUGAAUUCAGCGUGUUCGAAAAUGUUAGUUACCGUGAAAAUAUUUCAGUUCCACGACAUGCUUAAUGAAAAUCGUUUUCUAGGCAUAUUUUUAGGUCACGGCAAACGGCCUAGAUUUCUUGAAGCUCAGAUAAGCUAUUUCCUGCAUUUUGAGGAGUUUUUUUUUAACAAGAAAUUAACCCUAUUAACAGUGACACAAUUACUACAAUUUCACAGUCUCCCAAAUGUAAUCCAGUCUCAAUUAGGCAACAUGGUGUGAUGAUGCGGUAAUUAAAAUGUGUGUGUGGUAUAGUAUUAUCAUUCACCGGUGAAUGUCACAUGUAUUGGGGUACUUGAAAUCGACGCAUUCGUCUUCUCAGUGUUACUGAAGAGCAAGAUAGGGUGGUCUCUUUGGAAUAUCUUUGCUUGGAAAAACUAAACUAGAAUUUCAUUCUAAAACUAAAAUGCCAUUUUAUGCCUUUCUCCACAAGCAAAUUAUUUCAGUCAUGGUUUAGGUUUCUGGCGAUAUGUUUAAUUAAAUUUCCGUCCCCAAAUUCUGGCCUACUGAGUCAAUUGACUCGGUUGACUCAUAGCUAGAUGAUGGUCAAAUUCAGAAAUAUUAACAACGUUUUUUCACUUUGAUACAUAAUUGCUGGUUGACAACCUACUGCAGGUAGUUCCUAGGGACCUCACUGGGGGGGGGGGUAUAAUUGCCGACUGGAGCAGCCAGUAAGAGGGCUGGGGGGACAUGUCCUCACCAGUCUAUAUGUUAAAAGAGGCCCUGAAUUAAAUACAGAAAGGUCUUUCUCUGCAUGGAACUUCCCAUGCAUACUACAUUAUGCAGCAUCUUUCUCAUAAUUAGAGACCUUUAGUUUGACAUUUACAGCUAACGCCAAACCGCUAACGAUAAUUGUGAUUUAACUAUGCUCUUGUGGAAAUUACACUAAUUUUGUUACAUAAUAAACAUCCUACACCAAGCUCGUGACAUUUAGCAAUAAUGAUUAUCAGAAAAUUAGUUAGCCACUACUAACGUAUUAGCCAAGAUAGUAAAUUCAGCUUUUAAGUUUGAGGUCAACGUUUUCGGUAUAAAUUUUACACAUAGAUCCAGAUACGUUAUUUCUAUUUUUAUAAUACGAAUUUUAAUAAACAUGCCCCUAAAAAUUUCUGCAUAUUUUUACAUGGUCCACCCUUAUGAUUCCACUUAACUUUCGAUGACCCACCCCUUCAACCGUGCUCAAAAAUAGUGACCCACCCCCCUAUUUUUCCCAGCCCGCCCCCUUUACAUUAUGACCAGUCCCUAAGAAUGGAAUGUAAAGCCUGUAAGAAAAUCCUUUGUUCGUAGUUCUUUAUUCCCUUUCCUAGUAUUAUAGCGUCUGAUUUUGCAGCGUCAUAUCCAGUGCAUUCAAUGUGUUCCUUUAUUGUCGAAAAAAUCCUCUUUCUAACUCCCGGUUUGUGUUCUAGCCACCUUGUCACCCGUAUAAAAAAACGCAACCUCGGAAUUUCCCAAGAAAUCGACAUUGUUUUAAGGACAAAAUAUUUUAGGUGCCUGGGAAUUUAAAAUAGCACAACUGUCAAAAUUACUGCACACGCGAGUGCAUAAAGCAAAAUUUAUGCAUUUAUUUAUGCCUGCAUGGUUCACACUGGUCGUAAGAAUCUGGAAUUUCCAUUGUUUGUGGUCAUUGGUGAGUGAAAUGCUUUGUCAGUCGGAAAAGAAUGCAAUAGAUCGCCAAUGAAUUACGAAUCAGUGUGAACCAGGCUUUAAUGACACUUACAAGUACAGUACAACGACAGUAAGUACAGUACAACAACGGUAAUACAAGUACAGUACAACAACAGUAAUAUGAUCUAUUAGCAAUUCGAUUUCAGUUCCCGGAGGCCUAAAAUCUUUUGUGCUUAAUAAUUGCAAAGUUUAUUUCUUGGGAAAUUCCGAGGUUGCGUUUUUUUAUACAUCUCUGCAUUUGUAUUUGUUCACAAUAGCUUUUGUUCUGUCUUCUAACGUCUUACCUUGGGCUUGCGAAAAAUAUUCCCUUAAGUUAGUAUUGCUUUAAACGCGACCCGAACUCCUGCAUUGGUUGAAAUACUCUGAAACUCCGUUAACAUAUAAGGAAGGCAUGUAGAACCACGAAUUUCAUACUCAGCAUUUUUGUUUGUCUGAUGGUUGUUCGUAACAACUUUAACAGUGAAACGCUUUUGAUAUCCAUUUAAUUUUAAUGUUACAAUCAUAUUUUCGGUCUCUUGGGCUUGCAAUGCAGAAUUCGUUGGGAUAGUUUUUGCGCGAUCUAAUAAUGUUUUUACUAUACAGCUCAUUCACAUGGCUAUGUGAUUUAUAUAAUAAAUAUUUGUCCGUGUGAGAACUUUUUCGAAAUACGCUAUUAUUACAACACUGCCAGAUGUUGUGGUUAUAAUUUCGGUAUCCAGAAACGCUAUGGUUUGCUGAUUCUCUCUAACAACAGGCAUUUCAAGCGUGAAUUGUACAUGUAUAUGUGGGUUGAUAGAAUUUGAAUUUAGAUGAUUAUGAAAUAUUGAAAUGUCCGAUUGUUCUACAUAUCUUUUCCACCACCGUACCAGAACGGGAGAUGUCUGCAGGGCAGUUGCAUGCUUCUAUUGUUUGAUUGCAAAUAAAACUGGCAACUAAUUCUUUAGAGUUCCUAACUAACUCUAAUUCUUUAGAGUUCCUAACUAACUCUAAUUCUUUAGAGUUCCUAACUAACUAAUUCUUUAGAGUUCCUAACAUUGUACAAGUAUUUUAGAAUGCGUGCGAAAUAUUUGGAGAUUUCAUACGUUGGAGACCCAAUUGAACUAUUUAUUGGUCUAAGAGAAACUUCUGUGCCUGCGUCUAUUAUAGAAUGAUCAUUUUGCUAAAGGAACCUUAUAUAUCUUUGGCAACCGUAAAACGCCGCCGGAUAGGAAUAAAAUGGUCUCAGUUUUUUGUACUCAUUAUCUGUUGAAAAACCAGUGUCUUUUAAUUUUAAUAAACGUUCUUGUAACUCUGUCUCGGUUUUUGAUGUUGUAUUGCGUCUUUUAUCUGUUUCUGGAUACCGAAAUUAUAACCGCAACAUCUGGUAGUAUUAAAUGAUAACGUAUUUCGAAAAAGUUCUCACACGAACAAAUAUUUAUUAUACAAAUCACAUAGCCAUGUGAAUGACAAGAAAGCUGUAGUAAAAACAUUAUUAGAUCGUGCAAAAACUAUCCCAACGAAUUCUGUAUUGCAAGCCCAUGAGACCGAAAAUGUGAUUGAAACAUUAAAAUUAAAUGGAUAUCAAAAGUGAUUCACUGUUAAAGUUGUUACGAACAACCGUCAGACAAAAAAAAUGCUGAGUAUAGACCCUUUUCAUAAAUGGCUGCCGAUUAAAAAGUCUUUUAUGUGCAUAUAAAUUGGCCCAAUUAGCCUCGUUUCUGGGUAGAAAUUCUUUUGAAAUCUUAACAUGAGUACGAGGCUAUAGUUGGGCCAAUUUAUAUGCACAUAAAAUAAUUUUUAAUCGGCAGCCAUUUAUGAAAAGGGUCUAUGAAAUUCGUGGUUCGACAUGCCUUCCUUACAUGUUAACGGAGUUUCAGAAAAAGGAAAAAGUAUUUUAACCAAUGCAGAAGUUCGGGUCGCGUUCAAACCAAUACUAACUUUAAGGAAUAUUUUUUGCAAGCCCAAAGUAAGACCGUUAGAAGACAGAACAAAAGCUAUUGUAUACAAAUACAAAUGCAGAGAAUCGAAGAGAUGUUGGGCGACAAGGUGGCUAGAACACAAACCGGGAGUUGGAACUGAGAGGAUUUUUCGUCAAUAAAGGAACACACUGAAUACACUGGACAUGACAUGACGCUGCAAAAUCAUGAAGACGCUAUAGUAUUAGAAAAUGGAAUAAAGAAUUACGAACAAAGGAUUUUCUUAGAGGCUUUACAUUCCAUUCUUAAUGAAAACAAGGCUAAUGAACACACUGAAUUUCCAGCAUGUUAUUCCAUGAAAUCAAACUGGCGAUAUGACAUGAACCGGCGAUAGACACUAUAAAUAGAGGUGUAAUGACUCUUGCCAUAUACUCUGAUGAAGGCUUGCAGCUUGCAGCCGAAAAUUUAGUAGUUUUUAUUUUACUAGUUUUUAUUUUAAAUAAAAUGUUUUUAACUAGAUCAACUACAAACCUUAGAAAAUGUAUCAUAUAUAUUAAUAUAUAUAUAAUAUAUAACUACAAAUAUUUAACUGCAAAUGCCAAAGGCCCGCUCGGCAGUAGCCUGCUCGCAGGCCGUUGUCAGGCAGAGGCUGCAUGGGAGGAACGGCCUGCGACCUUUAUUAGUAAAAAGUCGAUUUAUGCGUACGGAGCGUACGCAAAAUUCCCAUUGGUCAGAAGUACCCCAUGAGUUAAUAUCGUGCAAAUAUUUAACUCGUACGACAUUUCGCAAUGUAAUUUUAAAGCUGGCAUUCAAUCAGUGGCGUAUAAAACCAUGACUUUGUUUAUCUCUUCGAAGAUGAGUAACUGAAUGUAUUCGAGAAACCUUUCAAUUUAAAUUAACGUCGAAGGAUGAGCGAAUUAAGGUUAGCAAUAUUAACUGUACUUCCAACGGGAUUUGAUAAAAGUUUACAUGUAAUAUACCGAUACUUUGUCUUCGUCAGCUAUAAUAAUAAACCUUUUCCAAAGAAGUACAAGGGAAAACUUCGACGUAUGCCUUGCUGAUCUUUGCAGAGAGAGUAAAAUAAGUCUAGUUCAGGCUGACAAUUUAUCUAACCUCGUUUGCAUCACUUGCGGUUUCAAACGUUGAACAACUUAAGGUUAGCCCAGCGAGACGUUCGUUGAGACACAGGCAGUGAAUCAGCUAGUAUAAAGCAGUUGAUUGUCAAAUGCCUCCGAACAUUUCUCCCAAAUACUUCCCUGUCAACCCAAGGCUUUCUGCCUAAACAAUCUGGCCUUGAAUAAGUCAAGACAAUGGGCAAAUUUAUAUUAAAACAGACGCCGUCGAGGAAAGUCGUUCUUAGAACACCUGGCCAAUUUGAAUUUACACCUGGAAAUUUUGCAAUAGUCGUUUGCGUGUUUUUUGACCGAAAUCCGCUCUCUCUUUGAGACUUUAUUUUUGGGAGUCUCAACUAGUGACAUAUAUUAUUACAACAAGAGCUUUUUACAAAAAAAAAUGUAGUUAUUAAACACGGCAGAAUCGAUGCCACGGCCACGGGUUUUCAAAUUGUCUAUUGUCUAUUGAGUUAAUUGUAUUAUCAGUUGAGCAAAUGACAGACUUCACGCAAUAAUGAUUAAUGUUGUUUUUUAGCCUGCUAUUGUUCGACACUUUUAAUAAAUAGUGUUUGUUACUUUGUUCAAAACCUAAAUAGGUUUCCUUAAAUCUUACAGUUAUAUUUUGGAUAUAAAUAGAUAAAAUACAUUAACUAAUUGAGAGUAAAAUUUUACGUCUCUGUAGUAUAGUUACAUAAUUUAAAACGGCAAUGUACGAACAAGACAGCAAUAUACAAACGGGACUAUGUUUUAAAUAUUAGAACACUUUAGGGGAAAAACGAUCAUGAAUUAUUUUAGAUUAAAGUUUAGACCUUGGAAUUCUAGUGAAAGAUACAGGCGUAAAAUUGCGCGAGAAACUGUUUGUUGUUGUUGUUAAUAACCUCUGGUAAUCUAAUUAACAAAACUUGCUUUGAUUGGCUACUAUUUACCGGAUAUUCAAUUAUCUCAAAGGGGGCGUAUUGAAAAAAUAUCAAUAAAAGUCGCAGGCUCUAUAUAAUAGAGCCUGUGAGCAGGCUAGCUCGGCAGAUGAAACAUGAAUAGGCCUACUUAUAGAACAAAAUAGCCCACCACCACCGAAAGUAAAUUUUUUUUAUUAAAAGUAAACUAAAUUUUCGGCUGCAUGCCGCAACCUUCGUCAGAAUUAUUGCGGCAUGCAGCCGAAAAUUUAGAAUUUAGUUUACUGUUAAUAAAAAAAAUCUAAAUAUAUAUAUAUAUAUAUAUAUAUAUAUAUACAUGUUAAGUUGUGUAAUUGUACACUCCAUAAUAUGUUAAGAUGAAAAUGUUCUAGAGUGUGUAUUAUAUAAUUUCCAUACCCAGCGCAAGCAGAAAGACGUUGUCUGCCGCGGCUGGGUCUUGAACCCGCGACCUUAUAUUUCAUAAUUUCCAGUCUUAAAUCCGUCUGACCGUGUAGCUCAGUUGGUAGAGUGUCGAUCUAGUAAUUCCAAAAUCUCGACAUUUAAAAUGAUAGCUAAAUACAUGAGCUCGUACUUAAAACAAGCUCAAAAAAGGUUGAGAAAGUAGGGGUAAUUAGUAGCUACAAACUAUUGUUGAAUUUCAAGGAUUAUUUUCGGAAUAUUAACAAACAUUGUGCAUAUAUUUAAAAAGUCGCCUGUCAUUUUCAUGUUCAAAACUACGAGCAAAAUGAGGAAAUUUAGAAAUUUUACCGUAUGUGUCAGCAGUUUCCAAGAGUCUUUGUAUGUAAUCCAGAACCAGAAUAAGGCCAUUUUAAUAAGCUUUUUUCCUUUAAAUACUGUUCGCUUUUAAUACUUAAAAACGGCCAUUGAUUUUCGCGCUCUUCCGCGCUUGUUGCUACUCGUAGGCUAUCACUAAUAGAAUAGUAUAAUAGUAUAAUACGAAACAUGAUAGCCUACUAGUAGUUUCAUACUAACUUUAGGAAAGCAUGAAGGCCGUUAAGAGGAUCAUGACAAAUUUUUAAUAAUGCAUAGAUAGGGUAAUGCAGGGCAAAAUGAGACACCUAAGGACAUUUACUGUUGUAGAAUGGAAGGCAUAGCAAUUUGAAUUUUCUUUUUGACUUGGGUAUGUGAGGUUGACUCACAGCAAGAUAUGUAAAGCAAAAAAAAAUGUUUGAAAUAAUUUAUUUGCGAUAAAUCGAGGAAAACCUAGCAGUGGUAAUUGUCUCAUCUUGCCCCGGCACAGUGAGGCAAAAUGAGACAGGGCUAAAAAUUAAAAAUAAAGUCAAUAUAAUUAUACUUAUUUUAAUAGAACUUUAGAAUUAAUUAUAAAAUACAUGUUUCAAAUCAUUUUUAAGUUUAAUGUCACACACACACAGGUCACACUGGCUGCGGUAACAGUACAACGUUCUUCGUGACACCAUUGUUUGCAUUGUGAACAAGUCAUCCAUCCUCGUUAGGCAUUGACUUUGACCAACGUUCACCACAAAAAGAUAAAUUUUUUGCCUACCAUUGACUCGGCGAUUUAAUCCCUCUAGGCAUGUCUGCAGUCUCAACUGCAGAGAUGGCAAGACGGAUUUGAACCUCGCCCAUUGCCCUGCAUUACCCUAAGUUAUGUUUUCAGUUGUCGAUAUUUCACGUUUUCUCAAUAAUAUUUAAACAACAUUCUACUAACCCAAAGAGGCUCUAUUUUUAAUAUUAAAAUAUUAAAAUAUUUUUCCCGUAACUACCAUAUGCUUAUAGAAUACUCUUCAUCACAGAAAAAGCUCUAUGGUCCAGGAAAGGACCAAAUUUAAAAAGAAUAUUUCACAAUAUUUCACAAUAUUUAAUCGAGAUAGUCAGGAAACUGCUGGGCGAAUUUCAAAGCAUUCUAAAUGAGCUACGAUUCAGACGCCCUCCUGUUCCACAAAUCUUUUCAACUUUUGCUUCUUAAUAUUAAAUUAACAACAGUAAGUUUGUGUCAUUUGGCGAUGUUAUUGGAUGAUUAAUUGGUUCAACCUUCCAAAUAUUGUUUUCACCGUGCACACGUUAACAUAAACAUGAACAUGAACAUGAACAUGAACAUGAACAUGAACAUGAACAUGAACAUGAACAUGAACAUGAACAUGAACAUGAACAUGAACAUGAACAUGAACAUGAACAGAAAGAUACAAUAAAGAUUUUGGCCGAGUUUCCUUACUAUCAUAUCUCAAUUGAUUAUCGUUCACAAGUACUGACUAAAAUUACCAGCACCAUGGACUUUUUCAGUUUGUGAAGAAAAUUAAGAGGAAAAUCUAUUUAUUUUCUCAGGAACAUUCUCCUUGGUAAUUUAUACUGUAUUCUUUUUUUAGGACCUAAAGGACCAGGUGGACCUGGUGGACCAGGAGGGCCAAACGGGCCUGGUGGACCAGGUGGACCAGGAGGGCCUGGUGCACCUGGUGGUCCUGGGGGGCCAGGAGGCCCUAAUGGACCUGGCGGACCUGGUGGUAAAGGAGGUCCUGGCACUCCUGGGAAACCUGGUGGCCCCAACGGCCCAGGGGGUCCCGGGGGCCCCGGAGGGCCUGGAGGAUCGACACCUCCAGGUGGCCCUGGUGAGCCAGGAGGCCCUGGUGGUCCAGGGGGCCCCGGAGGUAAAGGUGGACCUGGAGGCCCAGGAGGACCUGGUGGACCUGGAGGACCUGUUGUUCCAAGUGGACCUGGCCAGCCAGGAUCACCAAAAGGACCUGGGGGUCCUGGUGGCCCUGGCGGACCAGGAGGUGCUGGUGGCCCUGGCGGUCCUGGAGGACCUGGUGGCCCUGGAAAACCUGGUGGUCCUGGGAGCCCAGGAGGGCCUGGGGGACCGAAUGGGCCUGGUGGACCUAAUGGACCAGGCGGUCCAGGUGGGCAAACACCACCUGGUGGUCCUGGUCAACCUGGAGGACCUCUCGGUCCUGGUGGUCCAGGUGGCCCUGGAGGCCCUGGAGGACCAAGUGGCCCAGGUGGACCUGGUGGUAAAACUCCACCUGGAGGGCCAGGACAACCUGGAGGUCCACAGGGGCCUGGAGGACCAGGUGGACCUGGUGGACCGAAUGGACCUGGUGGUCCCGGAGGACCAAAUGGACCUUUAAGCCCAGGAGGACCUGGAGGCCCAGGUGGUCCGGGUGGACCAAAUGGUCCAGGUGGACCAGGUGGAAAAACACCACCUGGAGGUCCAGGAAAGCCUGGCGGACCUGGUGGACCAGGAGGACCUGGAGGUCCUGGUGGACCUGGUGGGCCUGGAGGCCCUGGUGGACCCGGAGGGAAAACACCACCGGGUGGUCCUGGAAAUCCUGGCGGGCCAGGAGGCCCUGGUGGGCCUACAGGUCCAGGUGGGCCGGGGGGCCCAGGUGGUCCUGGUGGACCAGGUGGCCCUGGUGGACCUGGCGGACCACAAGGACCUGGAGGCCCUGGUUCCCAAGGAGGUCCUGGCGGCCCAGGGGGACCUGGAGGUCCAGGCGGUCCAGGUGGUCCAGGUGGUAAAACACCACCUGGAGGUCCUGGAGAAGCUGGAGGACCUUUAGGCCCCGGUGGCCCUGGUGGGCCUGGAGGACCUGGAGGACCAAGUGGUCCGGGAGGUCCAGGUGGACCCGGAAAACCUAGCGGACCUGGGGAACCUGGUGGCCCUGGUGGUCCAGGUGGACCGAAAGGGCCUGGAGGCAUAGGUGGGCCCAAUGGACCUCUCAGUCCUGGUGGACCUGGCGGUCCAAAAGGACCUGGAGGUCCAGGAGGCCCUGGAGGAGCUGGAGGGCCUAGUGUUCCUGGAGUUCCUGGACAGCCUGGACAACCUGGUGGAGCUGGUGGACCAGGGGGUCCUGGUGGACCUGGAGGACCUGGUGGACCUGGUGGACCUGGAGGAACAACUGUACCAGCAAAACCUGGAGGUAUGUAGAAUACUAUUUAUGUUUAAUUUUUGCGAACAUAUCAUGCAAUAUUUUGGAAUCUCCAGUAUCACUUUAAUGUAAAAUCUAAUUUUUACAGUCUUUUUCAAUAUGGUAUAAAUAAGGAAUGUCACCUUGAUUUGAAACAUUUGUGGUGAACAAUGGUGUUGUGCUAUACUGCAAUUUUAUUCCAUUGUAACGACCAUUAGGAAGUGGCAUUUUGUUUGAUUAGCUCAUUUGGUACUUUUUUGCAACUCUUCCUUAAUUCAAGUUCUGUUUGCACUUGGAUGUGAUUACUUUUGCUGCGAUUUUAAGUGCGAUUUUUUCUGCUCACGUGAUGGCGACAUGAAAUCGCCAGUGUAAAUACCCUGCGAUCUAAACGCAAUUCCAGCGCAACUCCACAGCGACAAGCUGAAAAUAUUUCGAUCGUGAUCGAUAUUUAUCGCCACUCGUGCGAUUUGUCAAAAGAUGUGAGCAAAAUACGACUGUGCUACCUCUCUAUGGCAGGCACUGUCACCUUCAAUAAAGGCGUUUAUCAAAGCCAAGUAACAUAAACUUAUAAAUUAAUAUUGACAAUCCUUCACUUUCACGCUGUUUUUAAAAGCAAUAUUGCGCAGGUAAAUCUACUAUAUAAAUGCAGUUAACUAACAAUAACAUAUGUAGAUAGGGAAAUUACCUGUUUCCGAUUUGCUAUCGAGAGAAAAUAGCGCAAUAACAACAUAAAAACCGAGAUAAAAACGAAGUACAACGAGCUACCGCAAUACUAUAGUAUAGUAUUGCGUUCACUUUGGUCUUUGUCUUUGUACUAACUUUAGAACAAAACCUGGUGUUUUUAUUCGUUUGUGUGCGAAUGGUAGUUCAACACAGAAAGUUCCAGACCCAUUUUGCAUGAAAUAAGUCCCGUCCUUGGCUUUUAUACACUGUAUUUUUAUAGAAUAAACUAAAACAGGCGACGAACAGUCGGGAAUUUUUUUCUACAGCCACUCACUUGUAAGAAAACAGCCGUAAACAACCCAAUUAGAACGAAAUCUUUGUAUUGCUUGCAAACUUGAGUCAUGUAUUGAAAAUUUAACUCAGUAUACAAGCCAGUAAAAUGGGAAAAUCGCUUCAAAUUGCAGUGUUGUCACACCAAAGUUGCAUUCAAAAUCGCAGGAUGUUUACAUUGGAGAUUUCAAAAAAUCGCCGUAGAAAUCGCAGUGAAAAUUGCAAGUGUAAACAGGCCAUAAUGGUACUUUACUGAAUCUUUCACAAUUGAUUUCAUGUCUGCUUUUCUUGUAGGACCUGGACAACCAAAUGGCCCUGGCGGGCCUGGUGGACCCGGUGGUCCCGGCGGACCAGGUGGACCUGGUGGCCCUGGUGGAAAUGGUGGACCAGGUGGGCCUGGAGGACCUGGUGGACCAAAAGGUCCAAAUGGUCCAGGUGGACCUGGAGGACCAGGAUCACCAGGAGGUCCUGGUGGGCCAGGAGGACCCGGUGGUCCAAAUGGUCCUGCAGCACCCAGUGGACCUGGAAAACCUGGAAACCCUGGAGCACCUGGUGGUCCGGGUGGUCCAGGUGGACCUGGUGGUCCAGGAGGACCUGUUGUACCCUCUGGUCCGGGCCAACCUGGUAGUCCAGGAGGGCCUGGGGGUCCUGGAGGACCUGGUGGCCCUGGAGGGCCGGGUGGUCCUGGUGGGCCAGGAAAACCUGGCAGUCCAGGCCAACCAGAAGGUCCAGGAGGUCCAGGUGGCCCUGGUGGGCCAGGUGGUCCUGGAGCGACAGGGAAACCUGAAACACCAUCUGCUCCAGCACAACCUGGUAAUCCUGGGGGACCACUAGGACCUGGUGGACCUGGAGGACCUGGUGGUCCAGGUGGUCCAGGAGGGCCUGGAGGACCUGGUGGUAAGACACCACCUGGAGGACCCGGACAACCUGGUGGACCCCAAGGACCAGGAGGUCCUGGUGGCCCUGGCGGUCCAAAAGGACCAGGUGGCCCUGGUGGUCCACACGGACCAUUGUCGCCCGGUGGACCAGGAGGACCAGGCGGUCCAGGCGGUCCAAGUGGUCCUGGUGGUCCAAAUGGACCGACUCCUCCUGGAGGCCCAGGUAAACCUGGUGGACCAGAUGGACCUGGUGGUCCAGGAGGUCCAGGUGGACCUGGGGGCCCUGGAGGUCCAGGUGGCCCAGGUGGGCCUAAAGUGCCUGCUCAACCUGGUCAGCCUGGAAGUCCUGAAGGUCCUGGUGGUCCUGGUGGGAAUGGUGGACCUGGAGGACCAGGUGGUCCAGGAGGACCUGGUGGUCCUACAGGGCCUGGUGGACCUCAUGGACCUGGAGGACCGGGUGGACCUGGUGGCCCAGGAGGUCCUGAUGGCCCAGGUGGACCAAAGGGUCCUGGUGGUCCUGGUGGACCUGGUGGCCCUAACGGUCCAACCCCGGCAGGAGGUCCUGGGAAACCUGGAGGACCUGGAGGACCUGGCGGUCCAACAGGACCAGGAGGACCAGGUGGGCCAGGAGGUCCCGGUGGUCCAGGAGGACCAGGUGGAUCUGGAGGUCCUGCUAUUCCUGGUGGACCUGGACAACCCGGGAGUCCUGGAGGUCCUGGUGGACCAAAAGGACCUGGUGGGCCUGGUGGACAAGGUGGACCUAGUGGACCAGGUGGACCAUUAACUCCUGGUGGUCCUGGUGGCCCAAAAGGUCCUGGUGGUCCAGGAGGACCUGGAGGACCUGGUGGGCCUGCUGUACCCAGUGGACCUGGACAACCUGGUAGUCCUGGGGGACCUGGUGGACCUGGAGGUGCUGGUGGACCUGGAGGUCCUGGAGGACCUGGAGGACCGAAUGGGCCAGGUGCUCCAAAAGGACCUGGAAAGCCUGGAG
Paramuricea clavata is the source of this 77222-nucleotide messenger RNA. The record is from the annotation of a GenBank genome assembly. Lineage: Eukaryota; Metazoa; Cnidaria; Anthozoa; Malacalcyonacea; Plexauridae.